Xyrichtys novacula (pearly razorfish) is the source of this 54164-nucleotide messenger RNA. NCBI's taxonomy places the organism in Eukaryota, Metazoa, Chordata, Actinopteri, Labriformes, Labridae. The record is from the annotation of a GenBank genome assembly.
CAGAGUGAACACCAGUCUGCCCAGCAGAAAGAAGGGGGAGACAGGAGAAGGACAGAGACAGCUUUCUCUCUCUUUUUCUCUCACCUCCAUCAAGUUAAAGCGAAAAGGCUGCAGUUCGCCCGGAAUUAGGUAAUUAGACUUCAAGGUAAAAGCGCGAAUUUUGAGGACAAGGUAGGUGAGAAUACAGAGGUGUGAGCAAACACAAAACACUUUUAAUGUAAGAUUAGCUGUUUUAAAUCAUAAAGGAUAUUUUUAUUUUAGAUUUAAAGCCUGCGUAAUAAGUAUAGGAAGAGUGUAGAAGCCCUUACGCUCGAGGGACUAUUUUAUUUCGAAAAUGCAAACCGGUUGUGAUGCGGUUAUUCCUACUAUCUUCACGCGCUCGCCGCCUCACAGAGCUCAGUCGGCUCGCAGAGACAGCAGGAUGCCAAGGGGAGCACUCCGACAUACGGCGUCCGUUUUACCGUCUCCUGGCGUCGUCUCUCAGCCACAGCGACUCUGAUGGGCGUUUUUAUCCGCCUUUUACCGUCCUCGACGCUUGGAUAUUUUCUGAAGCCUCGAAAUGAAGCGAAUGAAUGUGAGCAACAAGAAGUGUCCUGUUGUUGUGCCUGUCUCCAGCAUCACUAGUAGUCAAGUCCUCUCUCUCUGUGGAUGCGCUGCCUCACUGCUGUUUAGUUGUCUUGUUUUCAGAGGAUUCUGUGUAGUGUCUCUGUAGUGGACUACCCAAACUUUCCCUCCGCUUGUUUUUGUUGUCUUUUUUUCUUUUAGUUUUUCCGGCUUUGAAAAAAAAGAUUUCAGGAACUCCGGAAAACCAACGACUUGACAUCAACUCCUGGCGGAAUAACCUUUCGUAGCGGUUAUUCGCCUUUACAAGCAUCUUCUCUUGGGUGGGAAUACGACUGAUGCUUGCCUUGCUCGUCUAUUCGAGUUUUGUAUCGUCUCGUUCUGUUUUGUCUGUUCUGUCCCACAGUGGCAUGAAAAUUCAUGAAUGCGUCCAAGGACAUGCACUAUUCAAAUUACGCAUGCACCAUGACGGUAGUAGGCUGUGCGUAAUAUCCUAUUAUUAUAUCCCUACCACACGAAUGCAAUAACAAACAUUCAAUAUCUCAUUCCUGUGUUUGGAGAAGAUUUGUGGAUUCAUUCUAACUUGGUUUGUGUGUUUUUGUGUGUGUGACAUGGGCAUAAUGAGUGUGGCAAAGUGGACUAUUUUCACUCAAAACCAUCACUGAAUUUGUAAUAAGAGGAAAGUCAAAGUAUGACCUCCUUCAGAGUCCAAUUUUAAGCAUUUAAUGAAAUUCCCGUGCGCGUUUCGAGAGGUUUCCAAGCCUCCAUGCCUUUGCCACAUUCAACGCACCAUGUGUGUGAAUGAAUCAGGGGAAUCAGCGCGCAAGCAUGUCUGUCCAUGUGCCUGCGUGUGCGCCCCUGGCUGCGCUAACGUCGCUCCUUCUGUGCCUUCUCUCUCUUUCUUUGUUUGUAUGCGUGUGUUUGUUUGCGUACAGCCACGCUGGAAGUCGCCCCCCAUGUGGCCGUCGGGAGCGGGGAGCAGGCAGCCCUGCCCGCGGGAGUCCGCGCUGCGCAGGGCGGCCAUCAGCGGCAACAUCAACGCGCUGCCGCCGUUCAGCUUCCCCACCGGCCGCAGCGUCCGGGUCUUCAUCUGUGCCAACCCCGACGGUAAGAAGCAUCCCCUCCCCUUCCCCAUCUUACACACGGUCACCAUGCUGCUCUGCGCAUUUAUUCAGGAUUACUUCCACACAUCUGGGUAUGAAAUAACACCACAUCUUACUAUCAGGCUGUAGUUUUAUGGCACAAUCAAUCCAGGCACAUGGUUGUGUUACCUGUUUUCUCCAAAAAUCAAGCGCUUUAACUCUGACAUUUAAAGAUCAAGCUCAAAAAUACCUCUAUUUAGGUCAGUCCAGUUCACAAGAUAUGUUAAAAAGACAGAGCAUCAUCACAGGGUUCAUUCCCAUGACAUGUGGGAACGCCAGAUUCCAUUUUCCACACUGAAUGCAUGGUGUGAGACAGCAGGCUUGUGAUGGUGACACCCAGUUGCAGCUCUGUAUUUGAAUAUGCCCUUUGGGUUGAAGGGGUAAAAAUAGGCUCAGAGAAAGUGGAGUAAAUAAGGCAGAGGAAGUAGAGUAGGCUAUGAGAUGAAAAACGAGAGGGAAUGAGGGCAUGUAAGGAUUAAAAAAAAGGAGAAGCUUCUUUUGUGAUAUAUCGCUGUCAGUCGACUGCCCCUUCUGAGCAAACUGGAUGCAAAGAAUGAAUCAGCCUCUUAUUAUGGCUCUGUUAUGGUGAACGGUAAAAAGUCCCGACACUCUUAAGCCACCUGUAGCUGACUCAGUCGUUCACAUCAUCCCGUCACGGCGCAGAUUUAAUGCUCAGAUCCGCUCAGACUUAAAAAACGAUGAGGCGGACUGUUCCAAGAAUCUAUUUUCACACUGUCGGCAAAAAACAGGAAAACACAUCGAAGCUGUGAAAAGGGCUAAUUUCAAGUCGCUGCUUCGAUUGAAGUGAGGUUAAAGCUUUGGUGAAGGAGAUGAAGCCUAAUAUAGAGUGCCAGCUCUCAAGAGGAUAACUAAAAGCUGCGUUUCCACCAGAGCUAGGAGGAACUUUUCGUCCCGGUGGCUUCUUUUCUAGACCAGAAGGUUCCUCCAGCCAGUUGUUGUUUCCAUCUUGAAACACGAUGAGAUGAAACAGUGAUUUCCACUUUGGAGAAAUCACUAAUUCGCUUUCGGAUCAAGUUCUAGUGGUGGAAAUGCAUUCAGUACCUCUACAGGUUCCUGGUCCCUUUGAGAAGUUCCUGUAGUAGAUAUGUAGCAUUGUACUUCUAACAGAUGGGGAGCAAUACACAAGAUUCCCCCACAAGUGCAUCGUGGUCGAAUCAUAUUUGUGUUAAGGUGUUCUUGGUUUUGUCUGCUAAAAGUUCCUUGUCCUGAGAGAAAGUUUGUGCCGUGGAAAUAGGCCUGGGCGAUUUAGCAAAAAAAAACGAUCACAAUAAAUUUUGUCAUAUCGUCUGAUCUCGAUUAUUAUCACGAUUUUUUUUAACUGCCUGUUUUAAAGCAUCUGUACUAAAAACUAAAGAAACUAGAGAUUAGUUCAACAUUUUAUUCACAUUCAUGUUUUUGGGGGCACUGAUCGCCGACAUACCUUGCACAUCGGCUUAAUUGCUUGACGUCACUUUGGAGAUACCGGAACCACCGCCACACAACCAACGUUGAAAAACUUCUCAACAAUAACAUCUUCGGAGAAUAACUCAAAGUCAAGCCUGACAUCUAUUUUGUUGCCCUCAUAACCGCUCCACGUUCAGUCAUUCCGUUUACUUCUCCAAUAUCUUACAGAAGUGGAACAGGAAAAGCUCGACUCUGAUUGGCUGUUGUGACGCACAUUUCCGCCAUGUUUGAUCGAGUAAAUAUGCUCACGGCUGAUCACCAUAAUCUGAACUGAAAUUUAUCACGAUCAUCGCCCAGUCCUACGUGGAAAUGCUUCUUUAUACUAGGGGUGCAUCAAUCACAGUUCCUGGCCGAUCACCGAUCUUUAUAACGCUUGACUCGCUGAUACCGAUAUUUUUAUAACUUACAACAUACACCUUCAAUGCGCUGACUUAUUUUAAUGAAAAACAUUCAACAAAACUUGUGUAACAAAACAAACCUUUUUUUGUUCGUUUUAACCGCACGAGGUAGUUCUCCCAAAUAUAAAUGAUAAGUUUAGAAUAUUGCUGUCCAAACUACUAAAUUAUAUCGGUUCCUUUAGUCUUUUAUUUUCCACAUUUUAAAAAUCAACAAUAUUUGCGCAGCAGGUCACACCAUCAAUCAAGUGCACAGCAGUAUUUUGCUUUUACAAAUAAAGUAAAUCACAAGGUUUGAGGACGUUUCAGAAACUUUCAGACCUUUGCUGAGGUAGAUAAGAUCGGUGGAUAAAAUCGGUUUUAUGUCUAAGGAUCUGCCGAUUUAUCAUUGCAUGUUUACCUUUAUACCAGACUUUGAGUGGAAUUAAUUCAGCAUUCGAGCGAAUCAAACCUCUAACACGCUUACAAAACUUUGACUUGUAGUUCAAACUGCAUAAAAAGAAGUUCUCCGUGACCUCUCUGCCCUCAGUGUUGCUGUAGAUCAUGUUUCCUCAUGUUCACUAGAGGGGGCUAUCUAUCUAUGCACUCAUAUGAAAUCAUUACCUUAUUGUACAUGUACUGUACAGCCUAUCUAACUUUCCAGUGACUGGAUAUAAAGCAGAGUUAUGAUGCUUGGAUUGCACCCAGUCAAAAAAGAAAUCCCCCAACAGGCACCCGAAGCAGUGCAGUGAAACAGUAACCAAAUAUAUGUCUUACAAAAGUGUCAGUAUUUACUGCAAGGUUACCAUUGUGUUCUGCAGUGAUAAUUACACCAUCACAGCAGCAUAUCAGCACUUUUUAUUGUCUCUGUGUAACCCUGGGACCUCUCUCUGUUGUCAUCUCCAGAAGCAGGAGUUUAAUGUGCUCUCCGGUCAUAGCAGCAGCUCUGCUGAACACGCUGACCCUCUUCCCCUCAAUCAAAAGCCGUAUAAAGCUACGAUGCAUUUCCACCCCAGUGGAUAUUUGUUGUUGUUUUCUGUCAAAAACAGCAGCUUGGAAAGUACUGUCUCUCCCUUAUAGGGGAAUAGCUGCAUGCAGAUGCUUUAAGCUCAUAAUGAGGUGGAAUAGAGCAACAUUUCCCAGAUGGAACUACAGUAAAUUCUCAGCCAAGAGCUCACUGAUCAAAACUGAAAAAAAUGUUUGGCUGUGGAGUAGAAAAAUUCAAGACGUAUCCCACACAAUUUAGAUUUAAAUAUUUGGCAUAAAUUCAGAAGAAUAAAAAUUGAUACAAAUGUAAAAAAAAAAGAUGCUUUUAAACUUUAAAUCAACUCAAAUAUCGUGGAGUAGAUGUUAGCUUCAGUAUUUUAGCUAGCUGAUGUAGACUACCCUGAGCCGUCUAAGGCGCGGUCCUUCAGGAUGCUACCUCUAAACGGGAACUGAUUUGUCUGAUCUUUCUGGAUUUUACCUUUUUUUUCCCACUACAAUUCGACAAUCGCACCAUUUUUUUGUGGUAUUUGUUCACAUUUCCACAUCUUAACUGGCUUGUCCAACAAACGGUUUCGCUGACAGUUCAAGUUUGCUUUGAAAAAGUGAAAUUUUAAAGCUCCUGUGAGGAGUUUUUGAGGGUUAUAAAAUAGGUUGAAUUUCAUAUUGACACCAUUUUCUGACAUGUUGAAGCAAACAAGAUCACCAGAAACAAGAUUGAUGAUUUUUUAUCGUUAUUUGUAGCGCAUUAAUGCCUGAAACCACAAAUUAUCACCAGAAAAUUCAAAUUUUUUUUGGAGCUGAAAUGUUUAUUUCACUUACUACUGAAAACCAAAAAAAUCAAAAUGUCCUUAAAAUGUAACUAAUAUGUUUAUUUAUCUCGUUUGUUACAUUAGAUGUUUUUGGAAACUGAUAAAAUACAAGAGGACAUUUUUAUCAUUUAUCAGACUGUAUUCAAGUGGGGUUUUUUUGUAAUUUGUUGAUCAUAUUGAUUUGAUAGAAGUAUUUAAAAGUAUGUAUCAAAUAUGAUACAAAAGGCAAUAAAGGGUUAAUGUUUAAAAUCAGUGCGAGAGGGUAGGUGUCGGGCAAGCAGCUCUGUUUGGACUGAAAUUAUUCACAAUAGCUGAUAAGUUUGACGUUCAAAAGAGUCUGGAUGAUGAUAAUCAAACAGUACGUUUACAUGACACUCGAGAAAACCGAAUUAUUGCCUCACUGUGAUUAAGACCGGACAACUGAAGCGCAUGUAAACAACUUAAUCCGACUAUAAUCGGAGUUAAAGAACUCAGAUUAAGACACCCAGAUAAUGCGAUUGGAAUUCAAAUUUCUCUACCAUGCGCCACUCCUUUGUAACCACGGAACAAAAACACCAGAGAAGAGGAGUAGUGUGCGUUUCAUCUGCAGAAAAAGUAGUGCGUACAACAUGUACGACAAAAACAACACUGUAUGAUCCAUCUUCUUGCUCGAAAAUGAACUGAUGAAAACACCCAUAUCGCCCCCUAGUUUUGGGGGGAGGACACCUUCAAGUCAAUAAUGUGAUUUUCUCAGCUGCAUGUAUACGCAGACAAGGAGAGAAGUCUGAUCUGGUGAAAAAAAACAAAUUAUGAGCUUAGUCCGAUUAAGUUGUGCAUGUAAACGCACUGAAAGACUGCUUUGUCCACAGGGGGUGCCAAAAUUGCCAAAGUAAAAGUUCCUCACAGGAGCUUUAAACAUAAAUUGUGACCAAAUCGAGCGAAAUUGUUCAAUUUUGUCAGAUUAGUGUUAAAAAGAUUGAGGUUACUCCCUGCAGUUCUCUCAAACGCCACCAGGGGCACUAGCGGCACCACUUGACAGACCCCGGAAUAGUAUUUGUAAGGGUUUCUUUCAAAUGUUGCCAAAUUGUGAGCCAAACACCUCAUUUGAGUGGAUUUACAUCCUCCUGCCAUGAUGUUAAUGAAUCACUCAAGUUCUUGGCUCAGGUGGAGGAAUCUGUUUUUGUUUGUGUGUGGAUUUGUGCGCGUUGUGUGCAGCCACAGUUGAUCAAUUAAAAAAACCCUCGCUAUCUUCUGCUCCCUGCCAGUAGCUAGACGGCUGCAACAAACCAGAGAAAAAGCCUAAUGUGAUUUAUUUGUGUGUGUAUUAUGCGGCCUGUCUCAUCUGUCAAUAUACGUGUGUGUCUUUGUGUGUUUGUGUGUAUAUGGAGAUCUAUACGAGUACAUCAAGACGACUCCAUUACCUUGCUGUAGCUGCCUCCUGAGGGGGCUCUGGCAGCGCUCGGUUGCUAUUUGUAUGCGAGCUUUCACUUAAGCUGUUUAAGGUUGAUAAAAGCACAAGGCCUUAGGGAUACGGUGCACAAAAAACGUCUUACCCUCCAACGUAGCAUCAUCAAGGCUGUAGUAUAUCGCCACAGAGACCGCUAAUUACAUUAUUAUCACUCUCAAGUUAAAGCCAGUGAUCUGUUUUGCCUGUUUUAGGCUGCAUUGAAGUUUUUUUUGCUCCAGAUUUAAGUAAUUAGGAGGCGUUUUGAUUCAAAACGCUUAAAUCGGCUGUUUUUUGAAUGGAGACUGGUGUAAGAGAACAAAGGAAGGAGAGAUGACAGCUGGGAUAGUCUGUGUCAAGGGUGUUUUUUGCUUAAUAAAUUGCGUCUCAGUGCCAGAUUUUUUUAGGGCGAGUCUGUUCUGCGGCAUUGUGGGGGUUUAUGACGCGUGCUAAGAGCUUAUUUCAGCCCCUUGUGUGUCGUGAGGAAGCUCAAGUCUGACUGGUUUUUGGCACAGGCAGCUUUUUUACUGACCUCGCUCCAAGUUUUUCCAGAGAGCUGUGGAGAACCCCCCCCACCCCCACCCCCCCACAGGACGCCGUUCUGACAAAUUCAGCAGUUGCCCUCUCGCUCUCUUCUCAACUCCCCGAGGUUUUUCAGCUGUUUUAUGGAACACUGUAAAAACAUUUCACCGGAGAACGAUGGCGAUGAUAGUGAGCAGACUGGUAGGUACACCUGAGUUAAAUGGUGCCAUGAUUUCCAGGGUAAUUAACCUCCAGAAAACUAGUGCGGUCUGCAAGUGGGGUCUGACUAAUGGGAAUUUCAUUUUAUGAGCACACAGAGGGCUCUAGUGGGAGAGAAAUUGCCGGCUUUAUACUGAUAAGUGAGAUUGAAAUGAAGAUAAUUUGACUCUUUUUGAAUUCAUUCAGGUAAACUUUUACUUUUUUAGGUGUUAAAACAUGAAAAGACUGAUAUUUUUAAGCAAUAUACACCAAAUAGCUAGAAUAGAUAUGUAAGCCUCUUUCAUAUAUGUAAGGGCAGCUCAAUUUAAUUCUACUCAGCCCUCUGAGAUAGUAAUGUCAUGUCGUUCCCUUUAUUUAGAAUAAACUGUAUUUCACUGUCAUGAACAGCGACUGCAGUUCAACACUCGCAUGAAUAUUUAACACGUCUGCCACACUUAAUUUCUCCUUGAACAUAGUAAAAAGUCUCUGCCACCACAUCAAGGACACAGACUGAAAUAAAAUAUUGAACACAAAGAUUUUUCAUCCCCAAUAACUGUUUCCUGGGAUAUAAAAAAUCAGACUGGGUAUUGUUAAAAGAAAAAUGGUGAUGUGAUGAACAUAUUUUGCUGGUGAAGCAGUUGGAAACAGAUAUGACAGCUGAUGUAAAACCGAACCAAACUGUUGAACACAGGAGAGUGCGCCAGGGUAAAUUUCAUGACACGGCUAGUAAAAUUCGACUGCUCAAGGUUCAGGAAAGCAAAAUGAGUCAUUGUGUAUGCUGAGCUCCCUUAAAACUCAUCAACCUUCCUUAUCGUAGACAUACAGCAGGUUUGGCUUUAACAUUGGUGUAAUGGUAUGAAGCCAGGAAAUCAGUACAUGUUUUAAAUGUUCAAUAUUCACACAGACAGCUCGGUUCUAAACAAAUUGCUUUAUGCACCUUGAAUUACUUACAAAACACUGGCUUAGCAGAAUAUAGAUUAAAACAAGUGAGGGCCUGUGUCCACCUGUGGCAUUUAUCUGUGCUAGCAGAAAAAUUUCAUCGGUGGACAGUUAAAUUCACUUUCACUUUAUGCAGUGCUUAGAUUACUUGUGAAAACACUGUCCUGGCCAAUUAUAGACGAAAGACAAUUUAGGGCCUGUGUCCACCAAUGACAUUUUUCUAGCUGACAGAAAAUUUUUAUUGGUAGAUAGCUCAGUUCAAAACAAGUUGCUUUAUGCAGUGCUUGAAUUACUUACAAAUACACUGGCUCAGCCAAAUACGGACUGAAACAAGUUAGGGCCUGUGUCCACUAAUGGUAUUUUUCUAGCUGACAGAAAAGUGUCUUUGGUGGACAGCUCAAUUCAAAACAAAUUGCUUUCUGCAGUACUUUAAUUACUUACGAAAACAUCAGCUGAGCCAAAUAUAGACUAAAACAAGUUAGGGCCUGUGUCCACCAGUGGCACUUUUCUAGCUGACAGAAAUAUAUAUUUAGUGGACAGUUUAAUUCAAAACAAGGUGCUUUAUGCAGUGCUUAGAUUACUUGUGAAAACACUGUCCUGGCCAAUUAUAGACGAAAGACAAUUUAGGGCCUGUGUCCACCAAUGACAUUUUUCUAGCUGACAGAAAACAGCUCUGACAGCUCAGUUCAAAACAAGUUGCUUUAUGCAGUGCUUAGAUUACUCGUAAAACUGUUGUCUUAGCCAAAAAAAGACAAAAGACAAGUUAAGGCCUGUGUCCACCAAUGACAUUUUUCUGUUCUGGCGGCACCUAAUUUAAGUGUAAAAAAUAAAUAGAUAAAAAAAUCUAAUACAUUGACUAAAUGUAUAUUAAAAAUAUUUGGACCCUCAGAACACCACUGCCCUUAUUUCUGUUGCUAAUCCACCACCAUACAAUCAAAAUCAAGAAGGGGAGGGACUUCUUCAUUUUUUUUCUUGAAAUGUCCUUGAAUCGAAGGAAGACUGAAGCUAAUAGUGCAUCCUUAAACAGACUUAACAUCCACCUCUAAGGAAGGCAGACAUGUUGCAGGAAUACUUCUGUAACCUAGCAACAGUACGCGCUCAUGAAAAAGCCCAUGGGCCCUUCCAGUGAAAUAAAUGCAGCCAGUGCACACAGGCCCUUAAUUAUGUAUUCUGUUACAAAUAUCAAACAUGUUUCAGUGUUUUCUCCCCUCCUAAAGUCUACUUAAAACCUAACCUCAUAUUCUCUUACAUAAUUCAGCCAGCCUCCACAUUCGCCUGUCCUUUCACUUUCCCUCUUUGAAUUAUUUGAUGUCCUUUUCAAACGCUCAGGUCAUGUUUACCAGUCCACCGCAGACAGACUUACUCUGGCUUUCAGCCCAGUGUGGCCCACAUACUGGUAUUAUUUUCUAUUAUUUAAGCAAAGACAGGCUAAGAUGAUGAGCUAGGACAACUACCACUUCACUGCCAUUACUGCAUUUAGCCUUAUUUAACAAAGAUUAUGCAACGACGUAGUAAAACGAAGCUUCCAGCUGUACGUUCGCAGGCAAAAGAGCAGCAGAACUGAUUUAAAAAGCAUGCCUCUGAAGGUGUUUACCACUGAACUGCUCUUUGCCCAUCUCAAACAACAGUUCUGCGUGAACAUAUUUCACCGAACCAUGGCUGAUUGCUGCAUUUAAAUAGUCUCAGAUCCUGUCAGAGGGAGAAAAAAAAACAUGCCGUCUCCAUGGUUUCUCCCCGAACAGAGGACAUAAAGUGAGCAGUUUUGAGAAAUAUUGUUUCCUUCCAUAAUUAGGCCGUAAAUGUGAAGUGUGUAUAAACAUGAAUGUGAAUAUUUUAUGACACAGAUGCUAAAAAACCCACUGUUGGUUUUUGAGGCUGCAGCUGUCAGCGCAGAUGUUACCCGACGAACAUGUUCGGGUGCAUUUUUACAUCUGGGGGGUGGACUAACAGUUGUUCUGCGUGCAUUGACUGUAAUGGAUGCUUAAUCAAACGUAAUUUAGGUUACUGGCAUAGAGACAAGGGAGUCCCCCAUAACUGUUACAUAGCUCCAUGUGAGGAUGGUGGCACCAUAACCUCUACGAUAUUACCCUCAGUAUACGGCUAAUCCAUAGCCUUAAACGCAGCAACAUCUGGGCUUCAUGGAUGGCUGAGUUACACAUCCACAGUUUGCCUCCAGUGCCUCCAUACAGGUCUUGUUGUAUCUAUUCGCUCACUGAACUACACACAGAGUAUCACCCACGUCAACAAGGACGACCGCUGUAUCACAACGUCGUUCCAUUUACUACAACACAUGUCCCGUCUUCCUCUUUCUCUUUAAAUCAGAGAUCUGGGAGCAGGUUUGCAUACUGAGUACCUCUGGAGAGUCAGUGUGCCGCUUGAUGAGAUCAGAGUGAUUGGGUCGUGCUGAUGAGACAGAGAGAGGGGGCAGCUGUAUAGUGACCGCUAUCCUACACAAUGCCGCCGUUGCGUACAGUGAGAUUGUAUGAAUAAUUACACAUCAGCUUUUAGUGUUAUUAUCUAAAGAUGCUCUAAUAUUUAUCAUUCAUGAGAGGGUAAAAUCACAUCCUGCGGUACCAAACCAGCAUAUUUUAACUGAUUGUAUUAAACUGCAUCUUAUUACAUCAUAAGCAUAUCUUAUCUCAUGGUAUUGUAUCAUAAAAUGCUGUACUGAACCAUACUAUGCUUUAUUAAUAAACUAGGCCGAAUAUGAAAUAUAUCGUAUCUUAUUGUAACGAAUCAUGACAAAUCAUACGUUAUCAUUUUAAAACAGUAUCACUUCUAUCUUAUCCAAUCCAAACCUACCUUAAACAUAGAUCACUGUUUUGUCAGCUACUCAGAGUCGUACCAUGUCAUACAGUAUCGUAUCCCAUCAUAACAAAUUGCAUUGUAUCGCAUCUCAUCAUAUUGUAUCAUAUUGUACAGUAUAUUAUCGCAGCGUAUUGUAUCGUACAGUAUGGUGCCAUACCAUGUAAUGUGGUUCAUAUCGUUCUGUAUUCUAUAGUAUCAUAUUGUAUCAUAUUGCAUCGUAUGGCAACCUAUUGUAUCCCAUUGUAUCGUAAUGUUUCCCAUCGUGUCAUUCCAUAUCAAACUAUACAAUAUUGCAAGGUAUUGUAUCAUACUGUACCGUAUUGUAUUAAUUCAUAUCCUAUUCUAUCGUACUGAACUGUAUUGAACCGUAUCGUAUUGAGUUAUAUUGUUUCAUAUCCUAUUGUAUUGUAUCGUAUUCUAGCUUACUGAACUGUAUUGAUCCGUAUCGAAUCCUAUUGUAUCAUAUCGUAUUCUAUCGUACCGAACUGCAUUGAACUGUAUCGUAUCAUAUUGAAUCAUACUGUAUUCUAGCGUACUGUAAUGAACUGUAUCGUCAUAUAUCGUAUUCUAGCAUACUGUAAUGAACUGUAUCGAAUCGUAUCAUAUCGUAUCGUAUUGUGUCAUAUUGUAAUGAUUCUAUCAUACUGAACCGUUUUGUACUGUGUCGUAUUGGAUCAUAUCGCAUCAUUUUCUAGCGUACUGAACUCUAGUGAACCGUAUCGUAUUGUAUCGUAUCAUAUCGAAGUGUAUCAUAUCGUAUCGUAUUCUAGCGUACUGAACUGUAUUGAACUGUAUCGAAUAGUUUCAUGUGUUAUCGUAUCAUAUUGUCUCGUAUUCUAUCAUACUAAACUGUUUUCAACUGUAUCAUAUUGGAUCAUAUAUCGUAUUAUAGCAUAUUGAACUCUACUGAACUGUAUAGUAUUCUAUCAUUUCAUAUCGUAUCAUAUCGUAUUCUAUCAUACUGAACAGAAUCGUAUUGUAUCAUAUCGUAUCCUGCCAUAUUGUUCCAUUUUCACAAUCACUUGCCAAGGAAAAACCACAUUAAGGGUUUCCACAGUUCAAUACCCCUGUCAUUAUUAUUUACAGAUUCAGCUUUAAAACUCUGAGAUCUAUAGUCAGGGAGGGGGAUUGUACGUGAAGUGUUCCUAUUGCCUCUCAUUAUGUCUUUGUCGUCUCAGUAUUGACUGGCCUCAAUUUAAAAUAGAUUUCUUCCUGUCUUGAAAACAUCCCGACAAAUCUUUUACUUUCAAAACUUUAAAUUACAUGAUCGAUUAUUUAAGUUUGAGAGGAGCAUCUGUAUCGUCAACUAUUUACAGUUAAACUGGGACUCACCAGCCACAGAUGAUGUAAUGAGCCAGAAAAUGAAGGUGAAUAUUUGGCGUUGCAAACUGCUGGCCAAACCAGAGCUCCUAAAAGCUUCACUACCACUCCCAAGGUGGUGAUAUCAGAUUAAUAUAACCAGAGAUUGCAAACAUAAAAUGUCUGACUGUUUGUCUAAGAUUGUAUGAACAGAUUAUUAUUGUGUUUUGUUACAUAACUUCAAGGGUCAAGUGUCUGAGAUAACUAUUUGGAUGUGGUGCUACAUUCACAGAAAUUUAAAAGUACUUCGAGCUGCAUCCUUGGCUGUGAGUGCAAAAUAGAGGAAGGAAGGCGACCAGAAACAUUUGGCUGCAAUUUACUGUCCUAAAAGUAAGAGGGAGGAAAAGAGGAAAGAAAAGGACAAGUAAAAAUAACAAGCUGACAGGGCGUUUUUGAAAAGGCCGACAUAGAUGGGCCGGCACUAUUGAAAUAAACAGAUUGGAAUAUUGGAGGGAGGGACACAUGCGGUGAAAGGAAGAGGGCGAAUGCAGCAUCCAGGCUUUGUUUUCUUUACAUGUGGGUGCUCACACAGCAGACGCACACAUACUCCUUGCUGCCAUAACACAUCACCAUCCCACAAAAGAUAGAAAAUGAAAAGAAGAAGAAGAAGAAGAGAGAGUAACAGCGCGGCGUAGACUGUUCGCUUUUUUGAUUCUUCCCAAACAGGUUUAAUUUGAAUUCCAUUAACCUGCUAUUUUUGCAUUUAUGAUGUCACCUGGGAGAUAUUACACAUUUAUAGUCCUGUUAUGUCGCUCUGAUGGGAUGAAAUGGGAGCUCCACUGAUGCAGCAACUGCCAUUUAUUUCAUUUGCAUACUAUUACUGCCAUUCGCUUUUGAUUUGACAUUUUGCCCGUGUAGCUGUGGGUGAAAGCACGCACGGUCACGGCCCAGAGCCUUACUAAAGAUAGACAAGGAGGAGAUACGUCAGAUUAAAUUUGUUUUUUUUUUUGUUGUAUUUUUGUUUUAAGUGAACCACCAUGUGUGUGCUUGCAUAUGUAUACACACAUGUGCAAAGUCUUAGGUCUCCGUCGGGCGAUGUUCAGAUUUGAAAACCAUCCAUCGUCCCCCUUCAGAGGGGAGGGAGGAAGGAAGGGGAGAGAGAGAGACCAGGCCUGUCCAAAUACAUUACAGUAACCAUUUGGAAGACAGUGAGAAAGAGAGGAGAGAGAGCGAGAGAGAGAGGGAGGAAAAAAAGGAAAAGAAAGUGGGACACAACAACAAGCCGUGGGCGCUCACUGUGUGUGUGUGACACUCUGACUGUCCAAUAUGAUCACUGCCUGUGUGAGGCUGGACAGUCCUGCAUUCUUCAACAGUGUGUCAGCGUCACACUCUGGAGGUUACUUGAGGUUGUACGGCGGAAAAAGGAAGAAAUUAGCUAUUAGAUAAAGUCAGGAUACAGUCAGAUACUCAGCACAUUUACUGAAGGUUUAAAGGCACUGUAAGGAGUUUUUCAUUUGUGGAGAAACAGACUGAAACUGAUAUCGAUGCCUCUUCAUGAUGAUCAAAAGCAAAAAAAAGCAAUCAGGGAAAAGACGCUAAUUUUUCUGAGGUUUUUUUCUUAUGCUGAGACCACCCUGAGGGGGAGUUGUCAAACCAAAUGAUUGACAGCAGGCUUGAACAAUAGCAUGUUUGUACUUUUUCACUGCAAAUACUCACAGUGAGUGAGCUCUUUCACAGAAAAAGAUGAGGUUUUGAUCAGAGAACCGUAGAGGAAGACAAAUAAGAGCAAUGACUUUGUCCACAGGGGGCGCCAAAAUCAAUAUGUACCCAAAAUUCCUUACAGUAGCUUUAAAUUACUAAAGAUUAGGUGUUUAAUGAAAUUUGUUUACAGCAUUUUGUUAUGAAAAUAGAGAAAGUUCUAGCAGAUAGACUAUUUUUUUUACCCCAUGUCCAAAUAAUACAGUUUACAGCAUUUUGUUAUGAAAAUAGAGAAAUUUUGAAACUUCAAAUCACUCCUAUAAACACAUCUUUUUUAAAUUGGCUUUUAACCGGUAAACUGUUCUUUUAUUGUCUUCUUAUAUUGUAUCUUUUUAACCGUUCUACACUGUUGGUCUAAUUACUCAAAAUUUUCUGUAUUUCAAAUUUAGUUUUUUUUUUCGUAAAGCGUCUUUAAGCACCUGUAAAAGUGCUUUAUAAAUAAAUAAAAUGUAUUAUUAUUAUUAUUAUUAUUAUUAUUAUUACAAAAGGCCAAUUAUAAUUACAAAACGCCAAUUGUGUAUUGUUUUUACUGCUUUUAACUUUGACUUUCACCUUUUAAAGUCAAAGUUUGAAUUCAUUUUAGGAGAGUGGUUAUCAUUAAAAAAAUAUGAAUCUACGUGAGAUCAUUCGUGCAACUUUCCUACCUGUGGGUUGAGUCUAGAGGGUUUAGGAGCUUGAAGGAGGUCACUUUUUUAACUCUUAAGUUGCAUUCAUUAGAUUUCUUCUCUUGCUAAGAACUGCUUUAAGUUUGCUGUUAAAAUUUAUUGUUCUAACACUCCGGUUUCUCUCCCGUUUUGUCUCCAGACACAGAGGCAGAGAGGAACGCACUGAAAGAGCACGUCUACCCCAAACUACGAGACUUCUGCAGGGAAAACUAUGGGAUUGAAUUCCAGGUAACCACCUGCUUUCCACCCUUUUCUAAAUUUUCUCCUCCUCUGAGCUGCCGUUAACUUCCAGAGCUGCAGUUUGCCAGGUCUGAUUGUUAAGUGCCUCCAAAUCUACAUCAUGGCUUACACAGCCAUCAGCGCCUAAAGGGCCCCCCUGUCGUUGGGCGCUGAGGUUCCUGUCGCUUUAAGCAGACAGAAGGCUAACAGAGAUAAGACCUCCAUCAGCGCACGCUGGCUCAAAUCUGGCCACGGAUGAGGUGGCUGUGAUAUGAGGGGCUUUCCUUUUGUUAUUGCCGGAGAAUCGCCGCAUUCUCCCCCAGCGGUGCCCGCUGAUCGAGAUGAUUUGCAUUGCAAAUCAGUAUCGGUGCACACUUGGAGAGAUUGCUAUCGGAGGUUUGUUUUGUUUAACAAAUCCAGGAGAGCCCUCCAGUCAGGGGGAGAUCUCUGACACAGAUUGUUCCUGGAAGGAUGCAAGGGGAUUUGUUAGCCGACGAGGAGAGCCGUGACCCCUGAAUUGUUGCAGAGAGGAGCUAAUUCUCAUUUCAUGCUAUGAACGUUUGGAUCAUAAAAAAAAGCUCUGAGUACAUCACACCAUCUAAAAUCUGUAAAAAAAAAAGAAGGAGACUCCAGCUGUUGAGAUUUUCAGUAUUAUUCUGUGUUUUGUUUGUGUAAAAUUGAGGGAUUAUCUUUCAUUCUCUACGUAUUUGAGUACAAAGACAAACUCGGAUGAAACCAAACCUCUUUCAGGAGGUUUAAUCCGCCAGGAGGAAUUAUUUCAUUAUUAGAAAACACUUUGUAGUCGAAUUUAAAGCAAUGUUAAUUCAGCUUUGAUCUAGUUUGAAUGCUUCUUAUGAGGGUGUACAAACUUUCUCGGUGGUUGUUUUUCUGUAGCUGAGCUCCUUUCUCUGCCUCCAGUUGAUAGUGUACCUGUCUAUGCUUUCUGAACAUAAUAUCUUAACACAUACUCGUUGGAUUUUCUUUAAACUUGGUACAAAAGUCCACUUAGACUCAAAGAGGGACAUAUUAAAAUUUAAUGAUGAAAGGUCAAAGAUUGUGGGAGUAGUCGCUGUGCACCGAUUUCCUCUCAAAGGUCCAAGUGGUUUAAAAAAAAAAAAAGUGCAGCGAGUUGGCAUUUCGGUCCAAAAGGCCGAAGGUUAAGUAACGUCUGGGUAAAGAAAAGAAAACAUACUCACCAUGAGUCAUGUCCUGUUCUUAUUUAAGUGAUAUUUCCAGAACAGCCCGAGGAAAUUUCUUUAAAUUUGGGACAAGUCUUGGUGCUCACAGGUCAAAAGUUAAAAUCACUGCGGGGUCAUUUCGGUCCCACUUGUUUGAAGUUUUUGUUUUAUCAUCGCGUCCGCCUACAUAGACACUGUGAGUUCAUGAAAUCAAAGGUCAGAGUGCGUGACAGGUUAACGUCUCGGGGCAAAUUUGAAGAAAAUGCUAACAGAUAUAUUAACAUCCAUUAUUGAAGACGGCGUCUUUUCUUCUUUUCAUGGCAUUUAAGACAAAAUUAGAAAGCUAGAAGGCAUAAAAUUUUAAACAGCUGGUCCAGUUUUUGCUCAUCAGAGCGCUACAUUAUUUCAAGCUUUUGGGGAGCGACUUCAUAAAACAUUAACUUUCUCAGGUUAUCGUUUUUUCUCUACAAUGUAAAAGAAAAUGAUGCUCGGUUAUCAAUUCGUCCAGAUCACACAACUCACAUCGUCUAUUUUCUUUAGAAACUGAUAGAAGAAAGGAGAUGGAAAAUACCAGACCUGGAAGAUCUUUGAAUUCUAAACUAAAUAUAAAUAGAUUAGAAAUUUAAUUCAGAUUAAAAAAUCCUGUUUUAUUCACAUCUAUAUCCUAAGUUGUGGUUUAGACUGAACAUUUUUCGUACCAGAUGUGCAACAGUUCACACUUUUGUUGUACAGACUCUGGAGCUCCAACCCUUAUCUCUGAAGAGAGCAAAUCUAUGAACGCAGAGAAAGCACCUUAAUAGCUCUAUUCAUCACAGAAUCCACAUUUUUGGAGUUGAAACCCCACACCUCUGCAGCAGAGUUCAAUAUCAGGGAUACACAUGCGUCAUAAAGUUGAGAGUAGGUGGAAUAUCAAAGAUCGUUAAGCCAUUACAGAGCUUGAUAACGAGCUGAUCAUUUGAAUCAGGUGUGUUGGAGCAGGGAACCAUCCAAAACAUGCAGGGUGGGGGGGCUCAAGGACUGGACUUGAGAACCACUGAUUUAAGAAGUGAACCAAAAAUUCUUCCAGCAGAAUCAACAAGACAGCCAAUUCCCACCUCAUAGGUCAAAAGAAACCCAAAUACUUCCAUGCAUCGAUGUAUAUUCUUGAUUUGAACUGGACAACUUGGAAACUUAGUAAAUUUUCGGUUUAUCGCCCAGCCCUAACUCAAAUGCUUUAAAAAACACCCUGAUACCAAAAGUUAUGACGAUAACUGACGUCAUUUUGCCUAUAUUCGUAUAUUUAUUGUCAAAAAAAAUAAAUAAAUAAAAGUUGGUUUUGGAUUUUCCCAAAGAGGGAAAGACAGGUGAGGAGAUGGAGGACGGUUCAAAAGUUGUAGCGGUGACAGAAGUAGACGUUAAUGUGGGAGGAGGUGAGCAGCUUGUGGAGUAGUUAUCAUCCAUUUAUCGUGAUCGAGGUGAACUGCUUAAUAUAUCGUGAUAUUGCCUUGAGGCCAUAUCGCCCAGCCCUACCCACACUUCUGCAGCAGAGUUCAAUAUCAGGGAUACACAUGCAUCAUAAAGUUGAGUGUCGGUGGAAUAUCAAAGAUCCUUACAGACUUUUAGUUUGUUUAGAAUCAACAAGACAAGACAUCCAAUUCCCACCUCAUAGAUCAUAAGAAACCCAAAUACUUGCAUGCAUCAAUAUAUUCUUGAUUUGAACUGGCAGCUUCAGGCGUUUUUUAAAGCAUUUGAGGGAUUUUCAGUCUUAUUUUUUAAUACAUCUAAAGGUAACCUGCAGUCGAUAUCUGUGCUAGGUAAGGUUUUCAGUUUGCCCAUUCAUGCUUUUUCAGAUUCAUCUUUUUUCCCCUCAAAUACCUUCAAUAUUUAACUCACACUUGGUCUUAGCCGCAGUUACAGGAGGAAACACUUCAGGAGGUAGACUGCAGCCUCUUUUCUUCUUCGGUGUAGGCAUUUACAAAAGCGGUAAUUCUGCUUUUCUGUCGCUGCUGUUGUUUCAAAAAUCUGCGUUUCAAUGGUUUCGUUUGGAGAAGAGCCCGUCAGUGAAUGGGAUGAAUCAUCCAUCAUUUAGAGUGAAGCUCUAAAGCAACAUAAAUCCCUUUUAUAGACAGAUUCAGCACAAAUGUAUUGUCCAAACGAAUACAAUGUUUAAAGGCGAGCGUGUUACAUGAGUCUUAAAGCCAAUUUGCAUUGAUUUACAUAAACUACGAUUAUUACAAGCAAGUUCAAAGGGUCAUGGAUGCACAGAACGAUCUGGGGAGCAUUGUUGAUCCCUAAAACGUGGAUGUUUGUGCGUCAGAGAAAUGGACGAUAAAGCGGGAGAUGAGGUAGUCUGGCUAGAGUUUGCCUGUCUGGUGAUUCAGCUCGCCGUGACGAAGCGUGAGCUGAAAUGAUUAUUCAGGAGGCCAGAGAGUUAAUACAAUGACUCACUUACUCAUCUUUCUUUCCCAAGAUCCUUCACUCUACAUCCUCACCUACGUCUAGUGAGGAUUCGGUUAAAAGCGCCGGUUAGCAGUUUGUUUUUUUUGUGAAUGUGAUCUUCGAGCAUCCCUCCUCUGGUUUAUUUUUUCUCCCUGAUCCUGCCUCUUCUCUUUUCUGUUCACACACUCCCUGACUCUCAGCUGGCACACACUGACACACAUAUGCCAAGCUGAUGAAACCCCGAUUCUCUGCGGUCCCUCAUCACUUGACUCAGUUUCCAUCCAGAGUGUUCCCGUAAGAGGAUGGAGCGGGAUCGCGGCAGACGGCGAGAGGGAUCCAGGCAGGAGGAAAUCCAGCCCAGGGGCCGAGGGCUGCGUCCUCAUUCAGUCAUGCCAGCGGAAACGAGAGAAGGGGAGGGGGUUGAAAGCUCUGUGAUGCCUUUUUUAACCAUUUCAAUCCCCUUGUGUUUCCUGCCCUCUAUCAUGUUUUCUCUUUCAUCGCUUGAUUGUAAGCUAGCUUUCUGGAAACGGCGGGAAAAACGCAGCGAGGGAAUGAUGGAGUGAUGUGUGAGAUGUGUUAGAAAAUGAGGAUCAGACAAGGUUUCUGCGUACUUUCAUCCUCCUCAUAUUGCGAGAUUGCUCGCAGCUAUGGUGUUUGAGUGUGAGAGCUUUGUUUCAUAUACUCGGAUUAAACAAAUGUGCAGUGUCUAACAUGCGCUGGUAUUGGUAGGCUGCUUCUGGUUAAGCUGGAUGUAGUUGCAGAGGAAAUCUAAGGUGCUGGUUGGCCAGUAUAAGUCCACAGAUCCAGUCUAAAGUCCAGUUUUCACCAUGAUUCACAUGCUGAGCUGUCAAUCGACUCUACAUUCCUAUUAUCUUUACCCAUCACGCAUCUCCGGGACUCAUAAAUCAUUUCGUAACAAUGCCUCACUUCCUCCCACAUGCAGCGCAUAAACUGGAUCCCGGGGUUACUGGAAGCUGCUCUGUUAAUAAUGCGGCCGGACCGCUCUAUGGCUGCCAAACUCACUGUCCAUCACGCGCAGACACGCUCAGAGACAGUGUAAUUAAAGUAAAAGUUUCCCCGCUAUGGCUGUGGGAUUGUGUUCAGCGGCUGUCACUCAGGCGUCUUUUAAAACUCUCGGCAGAAGUGGCGAGAUGAGGGGCGAGCCGGCUUUUCAUAAUGAUUAAAAAAAUUAAAAAAUCCUGAUGCUGUUAUGCUUCAACUGUUAAAUAAGGGAAAGUGAAUACCUGUCAAUUAGCAUGAGUGUGAAAUCUCUGUCAUAAAUGUAGAUUGCAUUAAUAAGGGCUGUAGCUGCUGUGAAUUCCUCAUAUUAUAUUGUGCUGUUCAUGUUGAGUAUGCUGUGAUUUUGAAUAGAUUCUGUGUAAUUUUCUGUACAUGAUAGACUCUACUGAGAGAGCAAUGCGUGGACAAAUUCACUCAAAAGCUCACCGUGACACCAGAGAAGCUUUGGCCAAACUUCCUCAUUUGAAAGCCGUUGACUAUUGAUAUGACUGUUUUCAAUAAAUGUCCCGCCAACGAAACAAACACAGCUAAAAGGGUUAGUUCGGAGACUAAAUAAACUGAGUUUAGGCUUAAAAACUUAAAUUUUCCCUAAUUAAAGCUCCUAUAAAGAACUUUUUGUUCAUGUCCAUUUGGCACCCCCCGGUGGUCCAAGCAGUAUCACUAUAACAAAACUAUAUAGAGAUAUUUAUUCUCUAUGGUAAUGGUCCUGUUUGUUUUUUUUUAGCCCACAAAGAGGCAAUCACGAGAGUUUGUGUUCAUUUUAUAGCUAGCUAGUUAGCUAAAAACUGCUCAGAGGAGCUUUAAAGUUAGUGAGUUACAAAAAAAAUCGGCAUUUGAGACAGAUUUCAUGUUACAAACCAAACUGUAAAUGUUUAUUUCUGCUGUAAAAGUUAAAACUUCAAACACUGAGCAUAAUAACAGUUUUUGGGUUUUGGAUCCAGCCUCAAGUGGCCAUUUAAGGAACUGCAUUUUUUUGUAUCAGUUUCAUUAACAAACAUUGGCGAUAGCUUCCCUUAUUAAAAAAAAAAUCAAACUUCUUUUGCCAAAAGCCACACAAAAAGCCAUUGACUAAUGAUAUGACGAUUUUCGAUAAAUGUCUCGCCAACAAAACAAACACGUAAUCGAGGCCAUAGAAAGGCAAUCACAAGAGUUUGUGUUCAUUUUAUAGCUAGCGAGCUUAAAACUCCUCAAAGGAGCUUUAAAGGGAGUGAGUUGCAAACAAAUCAGCAUUUGAGACGGAUUUCAUGUUACAAACCAGACCAUACUAAUUUAUUUCUGCUGUAAAAAUUAGGGCUGCACGAUAUAUUGUUUGAGCAUCGUCAUCGCAAUGUACAUGUGCACGAUAGUCACAUUGCAUCCCAAUAAUCCGUAUCAGCAUCAGCCCCAAAAAAGCCAUAAUCACAAUAUAUAUUUUAGGGUUGAAAAAAACUGCAAUGUUAGUUUUUUCCAAUAUUAUUCAGCCUUUGUAAAAAUGAACAUUUUUAACAAAAGGCAUAAUCACAAUUUUUGGAUUUUGAAUCCAGCCUCUAGUGGCCACUUAAGGAACUGCAUUCUUUUUGUAUCAGUUUCAUUAUCAAACAUUGGCGAUAGCUGCCCCUCAAAAAACAAAAGAACAUUUUUAGCUGGGCUUCAAAUUUACCGAAACACAAGUUAAUCACCUAAAAAAGGAGAAUUACUGUUUGUAAUAUAUUUUUUAUGCUAACCAUUGAUUUGUUUAUGCAUAUAUUUGCAGUUAAGAGUUUAAAAACAAAGGUGCUCCUCACUCCUCCAUCUGUUUACCUAGCUCCCUGUUCCUCCUCUUUGUUCCUCUCAGUCUGUGCUUCUCUUACUCACUGGCAGCAGGCCACCGUCUCUGCUCAUCGUCCUGCUCCGACACUCUGUUUUUCUUUAUUUAUUCCCUGCAAAGAGCGUACCAGAAAGCCAACCGACUCCUCGGGGAUGAUACAGCAAAGAUAAUCAAAAAUCACAUCUGAAGAAAUCUGUCCAAGCUUUCAGUUCUAGUGUGUUUGUAAAACCCAGAGGGGAACUUUUCAGAGCACAAAGGGGAUGUCUUAUUACUGUCACAGUGACGGUUGUAUUUUCAGCCCUGUCUGUUUAUCUGCCUGUGGACAGAAAACGAAUGCUUGCUUGUAAAUUGCAUUUUUUUUUUUUUUUUUGGUCCGUAACUUUAAAACAAAAACAAAGAAUUCUCAACUUGAUUAAGUUCACAAUCUUCUCAGGCGGCACAUUCACUUUUUCACCCACACUUUUUAGCCUUUUAGCCGGCUUAGCUAUCUUCAGCCUUCUUUUAGCCGGCAGCCAGACUGACUCAGAAACACUCUGUUGCUCUGCAAGUUCAUUCACUGGCUGGAAAAGUGUUGAUCCCCAGAAUCCUUCUCUGCAGGCUGCGUCUCUUUGCCAGUAGAGUUAACUUUUUAGUUCAGACUGAGAGUUUUAAAUGGAAGAUUGAAUGCUGCAGGAUACAGUUUUAAAAUUGAAAAUGCAUGAGGAGGAGUUCAUUUUGACAGAGAACAAAUGACGCUCAAUGAUAGACGAUGUAAAAUUCUGAAAAAAUCAUCACCUAUCUGAAGUUGACUUUCGAAGCCGUCGUCUCAUCGCCAGUCAUGUGACCUCAUUACCUCACGUCUCUGCCCGCCUCUUAACCCUAACCAGCUACGGUUGAGCUGCGACGCCUCAAACUCCCGUCCUGUAAUUACCCCGGAGUGCCCGAGCCUGACAGAUUUUCUCAGAGGCGUGUGUUCGAAACACUCCCCCGGCGCCCAUUAUUGACAACCUAAAUCAAAUAUAUUGGAUUCAGAAAUCAACCAUUGGAAUAAGCGUAAGGAUCCGAAGCUGAAACUCUCUCGCUCUGAACCGUCUGUACUCGCUUCUGCGAACAGUUUGCACUUGUACUGCUGCAAAAAUGUAAUAUUUAGUGACAGAUUUUACGCUAAAACCAGCACUAAGAGAGCUGUUUUCAUCAAAUAUUCUUAGAGAUUUACUUCAUGUUCUGGAUCAAGCUGCCCGCAGUCGAGGGCUUAAGAUACAUUUAUGUUGGCGGUGUAUCUAUUUUUACUCUUGUUUCUUGCCUAAGUCUCUCUGCAUGUCGAAGGGGUAUUUUCCGCCCUUUCUCUCGCCUGAUUUCACGCCCUUUCUUCCCGGGCAUCUUGGGCAUAAUCCAAAAGUUUAAUAGUCUCACAUUCAAUAAAUUAAAAAAAAAAAAAAAAGGCUUCCCUGCACUUGACCCGCCAUGAGCAAAUGCCUUCCAAGGGCGUUAGAAAGCCGCUUAGUGGAAGCAGCUUCGAAUCUUACGUAAGCAAAGGCACCCCUGCUUUUAUAGUUGAGACGGGGGGAGACGAGGGAGAGAUUGGCAUGAAGGAAAAAGAGGCGAUGUAAGAGAGCUCCAGUCCCACAGGAGUCAUCGACUCGUUUAAAAACUUGUCCUAACUAAUCUCCCGCCAAAAUACCUCCCCUCUUAACUUCGUUUAUGCGCUCCUGCCUGUUUCAGAUAAACAUUCCUUCACUUUUCCUCCGUCAUCUAUCUUUGCCUUCCCUCCGAUUUCCAGCGAGGCGCAGCGGGUGAUUAGGCAAAUUUAAUGAGUAUGUACCCCCCACACACAUCUACACACAUGAAUAGAUAUGACUAAUGUCUUCAUUUAGCUUUUAAUUACUGUGAAUCCUCCCCAUCACCUGCUGAAGCCCAGUAGAAACCAGUCAUGAUCCGGGAAGAUGGGGGGGGGGGCUUAUUACCUCACUACCCCCGCCUCACUUCCCCCCACUCUCCCUCCCCGCAGUCCUUGUCAACACAGAGCCGAUCACUCUCCCACACAUGUGCGUUGGAAGCUGGAAGCAGAUUAGAGACACUGAUACACAGUGACUGAUGUGAGUUUUCUACAACGUGAGGGAUGCUAAUCAUAUUUGUGUGAGCCAGGAGAGAAUUUCAAAGUAAAAGCCUGCAGUGCUUCAACCUCUCUCUCAGCUAGUAGCGAAAUAGUCUACCCACUAAAAAGUUCUAAAAAUACCAACAAUUAAUGAUGGUUGAAUCAAACAUGGAGCGAAACUUGCUUCUCUGAAAGACAAAUACUACUUUAUCAGUUUUUAACCCUUUAAAAUCCUGUCAUGACAUCAAGAGUUAAAGUGUUGGGGACCAAUACCUACUGAUAUUUCUAUUUAAGAACACAGUGAUACCAGCAUCAGUAUUCCUAUUAAAAACCAAUACUGAUACAUUGAUUGGCGUCCAUUUGAAGACGGAUACCCAUACCAGUGCAGUACCGGUAUCGACAACAGAAACUAGUACAGAUAUAGUAAUACUGACAUAGGAAUAAGCAUUGAAAACCCAAUACAAAUACUAGUAUAGAUAUCAGUAUCGAAGUAGAAUUAAUACUGGUGUGGAAGUUGGAAAUGAAAAAAAAACUCAUGGCAUGGGUGAUUUGGAGACAGAUAUUGGUAAGGCUAUCAGUAUCAAAGAUAGAUACUAGUAUGACUAUCUAAAGACUGAGUGUUGGAGACCAGUAUCCUUACUGGUCUAGGUAUCCCUAUGUAAGACCACAAUGUUACCAGCAUCAGUAUUAGUACAAAAAACAGCAACUGAUAUAUUGAUUGGCAUCCAUUUGAAGACAGAUAUCCACACCAGUGCAGUACUGGUGUCAACAACAAAAACUAGUACAGAUAUAGUAAUACUGACAAAGGAAUCAGCAUUGAAAACCAAUACAAAUAACAGUAUAGAUAUCGGUAUUGAGAAUAGAAUGAAUACUGGUGUGGGAAUCAGAAAUAAAAAAACUGACCAUAUUGGUCUUGGUGUUUUGGAGACAGAUAUUGGUAAGGAUAUCAUUAUUAAAGAUAGAUACUAGUAUGACUAUCAAAUGGCUAAUAUUGGUAUAGAAAUCAGCUUCAACAGGAGAUACCAAUACUAGAAUAGGUAUCAGUAUUUAAUACUGAUACUAAUACUGGUAUAGAUGCCGUAUUGGAUAUUAACACUAAUCAUGAUAUCGGUAUGGUAUCAAUAUUGAAUAUUAACAGUGACACUGAUCAUUAUAUUGGUAUAGGUAUCAGUAUUGAAAAUGAACUAUCAGUGUUAAUAUUGAAUAUUAACACUGAUACUGGUAUCGGUAUAGGUGUCAGGUAUAGGAAAUUUGGUGCUCUUGCAGGUAUCAGUGUUCAAUUCUGAUUCUGAUAGUACACUGGGUAUUGCUGUAGAAGACUUAUUACAUUUUAUUUUGAUGUCUUGUUCGACACCAAAAAAAAGAUGAUUUUAUUUUGAGUAUAGGUACUUCAGUGUUUACUUUAUGACGACAGUUAUCAAUAGUAAAAGGUACUGUACAGAUAUUUGGAUGAUUAUUCCGGGUUGUAAAUGUAUUGGACUUUAGGAUAUCCUGAAUUUUUAUGAUUUGGUGUACAGGACAGGGCAAAACUGAAGCAUAAUGUAUUUUGUGCUUUUUCUUUUUCUUAUAUUGUUUUUUUUAUGUAUUUAAUGGAAAAAUAAUCACCAUCCAGUGUGUUCAGUUCACAGCUGCCACACUCAGUCUAUUCUUCAAGAACACAAGGAUGAGAAAAAAGAUAGCCAGCGUCUGAAAUAACUGAUACAGAAAAUAUUUCCAUUAGCAUCCCUGCUCUCUGUAAUAAAUCUGCAGCUGGUUGAAGCUGUCGCCCCCCUCAGUCACACAGCUGCUCACAGGUGCACAACAAUAAUCAGCCAGAUGAGCCGAGGUGUAUCUCAGCUCCCCCCCUGCUGCUCCCACCAGUGCUGAGGGAGGUGAAUAUCUCACACACUGUCAAAAGGAAAGUCCCACACUCUCUGUUUCAGCGCCGGGGCUGUGAUGCAGAGCUGUCGUCACUCUGUUCUUUGCCACACUGCGGAUGUGUCAGUCAUCGUGUGCUGGACUAAACUCAUCUGAGCGAGCUGGUCUGCUGUGCAGCAGAGCGUGAAGGGAGACAGCAGUACUUUGGCUUCACUUCCUCCUUCGGCUGCACCCUCUGUAUUUUACUCCUCUGACAGUGCGAUCAGGGAGGAAGAGCAUCUGAAUCAAAAGCUGCAUGUAGAGAUGUCCCCACAACAGCAUUUUACCUUUAAAAUACAGCUUAUAAGAGUGUGUAGACUUUCCCUCACCACUCUCUCUGAUGGGAGACUCCCCCCGAGGCGUGUUUACAGCUCAAAUUGCCUGAGCUGCCAAAGUUGUGUUGAACGCGUGGAGGGAGACCCCCCUCUGCGGCGUGUGUGUGUGUGUGCAGUAUGGAUGCGUAUGUCGCCUCUCCCUGCUGGGCUGUGAAAGUGGUGUACCGGGUUCUCCUGAAACAGAGUAGGUGUACGUGUGUGCGUGUAAGUCACUGCUGAAGUGAGAUUUUUUGAGUGUAAGCCGUCUUAUCCUCAUUUGAGCUGUUUAGCUUUUGUUUAAUUACACUUUCAGGAUCUGGGAAACGUCAAACUUGGCAUCAGCUGGACUUAAAUUCCCUCAGAUAGAGCAACGGGUUCAUCUGACUUUGCUUGGAAACUUACCAGCAAGCGUUUGGUUUUAAUAAGAUAAAUGUUCCCUGAAGAGAGUUCUUAAAUCUGCGUCCUCUUUUUGAGGUAUUUACUCUGUUUAAAGAUGAUAUAAAUAUGAAGGACGAUGAAGUAUUUUGUGUCAUAUUUCUGCUGGUUCGUCUAUUCUCUGCUCUCACAGAAACAUCCGUUUUGUCUUCUAUUUGUGUUUUCAGGUGGUGGACUUGUACUGGGGUGUGGACCCAGAGGAGUGGGACAGUCCAGAGCUGCAGAGACUCAGAAUGAAGCUGCUGGAGGAAUGUCUCCAGACCUCAGCGGGGCCAUGUUUUGUCGUAAGUAUCACACACUGGUUAAAGUUACAUCUCAGGAUUGGAUAUGUCAUCAAGUUCAGAUGAUAUCUACGUUCAAAUCAUCAUAUGGCUUCACUCAUAUUUGAAAACGAAACAGGAUAUCUGUAAAAUCAGCAUCUGCUCUGCUUUUUCUCCUGACAGUUGAUGAUAUUGCUCUCUAUAAACAUUCACAGAAAUAGACAAAAAUAUUUAAAAACUGCUGAUAGGACUGUAGAUAUCUGUGUUACCUAAAUAACAGGGGAAACAAACCGACAACUAAGAACAACGACAAUAAUCUUUACAGUUUUUCCUAAAAGAUACAAAAAAGUGUAUCCUAUUGUAUCACAUUAUAUAUCCCAUCAUAUCAUAUCUCAUCCUAUUGUAAUGUAAAAUAUCUCAUUGUCUCAUAUCGUCUCAUAUCUCAUCAUGUAUCCUAAGGUAUUGCACCUUACCUUAGCAUGCCUUAUCCUUCCUUUAUGCCUUCAUGAAGUACCAUUUAUCAUUUCAUACUCCAUUAUAUUAUAUUGUAUCGUAUCAUAGUGUCAUGCCGUGUCAUACCAUAUUGUAUCAUAUCAUAUCGUACAGUAUUGCACUAUUCUAUACAGUGUUGUAUGGAAUAGAAUGCAAUGAUGUCAUGUUCUAAUCUGUAUUGUAAUGUAUCAGAUCAUCAUAAAUGUCAUAAGGAAUCCAAUCAAAUUAAAUAGAAUAAUUUGGAACUAAAUCAUAUCAUAUUGUCUUGUUUCGUAUCGUAUUGAAACGUAAUGUAUCGUGCUGUCUCGUGCCAUAUUGUUUUACGUUUCAUAUCUUAUAGUAUCAAAUCAGAUCAUAUUGUAUCGUAUUGAAUCGUAUCAUAUCAAAUAUACUGUAUCGAAUCAUAUCGAAUUGUAUCAUAUAGUAUCAUAUCAUACCGUAUCGAAUCAUAUCGAAUCGUAUCAUAUCAAAUCGUAUUAUAUCAAAUCGUAUCGAAUCGUAUCGUAUUAUAUCAUAUUAUAUCAUAGCAGAUCGUAUGGCAUCAGAUCGUAUCGUAUCAUAUAUCAUAUCGCAUUGUAUCAUAUUGUAUUGAUUUGUAUCAUAUUGUAUCAUAUCAUAUUAUAUUGUAUCAUAUUAUGUCAUAUCAUAUCGUAUAGUAUCGUAUCCUAUCGUAUGGUAUCGAAUCGAAUCAUAUUGUAUCAUAUCAGAUUAUAUCGUGUCGUAUCAAAUCACUUCACAUUUUAUCGAAUCGUAUCAUAUCGUAUCAUAUUAAAUUAUAUCGUAUUGAAUCGUAUCAUAUCAUAUUGAAUUGUAUCAUACUAUAUUAUAUCGUAUUGAAUCGUAUCAUAUUGUAUCAUAUUAUAUCAUAUCAGAUUAUAUUGUAUCAUAUUGAAUUGUAACAUAUCGUAUUGAAUAAUAUCAAAUCGUAUCAUAUUGUCGCCAAUCAUAUAUUGUAUCACAUCAUAUUUUUGUAACGCAUGGUGUAAAAUCGUACGGUAUCGAAUCGUAUCAUGUCAUAGUGUAUUGUAUCUAUUGAGUAAAAUCUAAUUAUCAGUCAGUUUUGGAGGUGUGGCAAGAUCACACCAGAAAUAAGCCCUACAAAUAAAAAACUCUGUUUUCAGAGAUUUUAUCUGCACACAGGAACCCUCUUAGUUGUUUUAAAUAAGCUUUUUACCAUAACAGCUGACUGGGGUAUUAUGUUGCUUAAGAUGCCAUCCCCUCAGAAUAUUUAUUUAUGCAUGAAAACUAGAAAAAAGUGUCACAGAAGUAUAUCAGGCGAUGAUAUUGGAAAUAUGGAGAAGCUUAAAUUACACAUCUGUGAAUGAGUUAUGUGAAGACCCCUGCAAGGAGACAAAGUGUCAUGAUGCGUAAUUAUUACGGCUGACAUUUCAGUGAUCUUUUGGAGAUAAUUUUAGGCCAUAUAGAAAAAAAGAGGCAUGAGGAAGGAAAGGGUUGAAGACUGGAGAGAAGAGAGGGAUGACGGGAAGAGAAAUUGAUGGUGAAUUAUUCAAAUGGAACAGAUCCGUUUCCAGAGGUUGGAAUUGAGGUGAGAGAUCACAGGGAGAAGUAAUGCAUUAUGGGUAGAGUAGGAGCGCUGGUCUCCAGGGAGCAUAAUCUCCUUCACUAGACUGUGUGCUGUAUUUUCAUCUCCUACAACCCUGCAUGCACCGCUUCUUCAUCCAAGAGUUGUUGCCCUCUUUAUUUGUCACACAAACACUUUUUUAGCUGCAGAACAUCAGCCGCUCUUUAUGAUUUCUUUUCGUUUAUUUCCACGGGAGAGAUGCUUCUCUGAUGCCAGAUUUACUUGUUCGAGAACUAUGUGUUACAGAAAUACAGAAAAAGUUACAUAAUGCUAAAAAAUCAAAAGCAUGUAGAGAACUUUCCAAAUGUAAUUAUUGUAUUUUGCAGCAGGUUAGUACCAUGACUGUGAAGGCCGAGUCUCUUAGAAAUGGAGGAAGUUAGUGGGAGGACCGCAUCAGCAAAUACUUCAACAAUUUCUGAUUAAAAGUCAAAAAGUGCAAAAAAUCAGACUCUACAGCAAGGGUGGGCAAUUAAUUUUUACAUGGGACCACAUGAGAAACCUGAACUGUGUUGGAGGGCCGAACUAACAAUAUCACGGGGGCUCACACAUACAGAAAAGCAAACCCAAAUAAGCAACUACUAGUUAAAAACAAGCCCCAAAAAAGCGCAAACGCAACUCAUGAGUUUUACAAGCAACUUCUGAGAGAAACAAGCUUUAAGUCCUUUUAAAUAAGCGGACUUGGCAACUAUAAGCCCACUGAGCAACAGACGGCUAUUAGACGUCUAGUUAUUUUUUAGACCUAAUUUCAACCGUCUAGAUUCUGUGUAUCUGUAGACGGAAUUUAGACGUUGCACUUUAACCCGCUAUUUGAUAAGUAUUUAUUUCGAAAAGCAACUGUGAAUUGCAUAACUGAUGUCCAAGUACUUAACCAAAAUAAUUAUGAGACCUCUGUUAGCUGGCUAGUCUAAACUCGGCCUAAAUUUAGACGUCGCAAAACUUUUAUUUUUAGACCUGUGGUGGCCUGAUUUUAGACCAGUCGUCUAGACCACAUUUAGACGUCUAUUAGACCUCUUUUAGACCAAAAAAUGCUCAGUGGGAGGCGUCUACGAAUAUUUUGCCGAUAUUUAAACUUGUCUCUGUUCUCAAAUGCAGAUCGAGGAUGUACGCACGUGUGACCAAAUGGAAAUAAAACAACAGCUAGGUUUUCAAAAUAAACGCGACAGACUUUUAUAGUAUGUUGAUGACUUGAUUGAUGGACCUCACGAAGGGCCGGGCAGGGAUGUGGCCCCCGGGUUGUAAAAUGCCCAGGUCUGCUUUACUGUAACAUUGAAGACUUAGUGGAUCUGGCGGAAUUUCAAAAUAGGCCGAAAAACUGUGGAACUGCAUUCAAAACAGACAUGACUCUGUCGUGUAAAUCACCACAUAUGCUCUUCAAACCACAAUUACCACAAUCCAGAGACCUCCCCAGGCCUGAGCCCAUCCAAGAUGGACUGAGGUGAAGCAGAAAACUCUCCUGUGGUCUGAUGAGUCCAACUGAGACGCCACAUUCUCUGCUUUAAAGAAGGGGGACCACCCAGUUCAAACACUUCAAUUGAAGCUAAAGACCCUGAGUGGAGCUUACUUCGUAUCAACCAAACAAUUUCAUGUCUCUAUCCACCAGCAAGAAACCAUGACAACUCGCACGCCGAAGAAAACUCAACACACAAAAGAAAACAAUCUCAAGAAAAGCUGGACAAUUUCCGCACAAAAGCAGCAACAAGAAGCCAGUAAAGCAAAGACAGCAGGGCGAGCAGAUCAGCAGUCAAGUUAGCGAGUGGAUACCAACGCUCACAAAGACAACAACUGAACACAAAACAGAAGCUGAACAGAGCCAAGAAGCACAAAACGCACAAGCAAGGAAAAUCUGGGAGCUUACUUUGAUGAAGUGAGGCAGGUUUAUCACGGAGAAGAAAAUCCCUCACAGGCUGGAAACACUCGGAGUGGAGACGAGGAGAAAAACAAAAAAAUGUGUCAAAAAAAAGCAGCAGAAACAGUUUAGAGAGUCGAGAGCGAAGAGUAUUAUCCACAAACAGACUUUUCUCUUGGAUGGGUUUCCUAGCAGCAGCUGAUAGUGUUUGUAUGAGAGGAGGAAGUGAAAAAAGUGGGCGUGGUCUAGAGUUUUAAAUUUUAAAAAGACCGCCCUCUGCUUCAAGGUGCGUUAGAUUCGCGCUGCAGCACCUCCAGUUUGUCACGUGUCAUUUGUCUCAUUCAGUUGAAUCCAAAGAACUUGUGUUGUGAUUUAAACGAAGAUUUGUCACACAAGUGGACAGUUUCUGGAUGUGCAAACACAACUCUCAUUCAUGCUUGACACAAAGAUGAACUGUGCAUCUAAACAAACAUUUCUUUAGUCUUUUUUUCUGCUUUUUGUCAUUUUUUAUUCCUUCAUUGUGGAAUUCAGCCUCCAAAACGCUGUUCGGCGUAAGCUCAAUCAGUCGAAAAUGUCCAGGUGCGUUUUGAAAAGAAGCGACACAAACUACCUUUUUGUGCCGCCGGGCUUAGCGCUGCUCAUCCCACGCUUAUUUCAUUCAUUCACCGCGGCUCCGCUGCCCUCUGUCUUUGCUGCAAUUUCACCGUCUUAACCCCGGCUGACCCCUGAGGAACGGCACACAACACACUGCAAUAACACACACACGUCUUUGCUGAUUUCCUACACACAAACAGCAUCUUGACCCGAGGCGUUUCAUCUGUUGCGAGAUUGAGAAUCUGUCAGGGUAACUCGGGGUGAUACACGCUCUUUACACACCUCCACAUGCAGGCGUCGCGCACAACUCCUCCCCAUCUGGAUUCCUGAAUGUUUGAUGGUAAAACGCUCUCGUACUGAAGAGGGAUUUUAGCUCCACAGUCUCCACAGGCUUGCGAGAGCCAGCUGCUCCGGUCCCUACAGUUAGGGCUCCCUGUUGGUGCCACGCUUCGGGUUGGGCCUUUUCUCCACACUGGGGGAGCUCCAAGCAGCGGCGCCAGCGUUGGAGUCCUUUGAUCGGGGACUCAGAUCCCCGGUUAUGACAGUUCUGGGUUGUUUGGGCUAUCUCCGGAGUGCCGCUGUUUAUUUUUAUGAGGUGGUAGACCUAGAUAAACGUGUGAGGACGGAGAAAACAUCAGCAUUAUUUAGACUCUUCUUGUUUUGGUAACAGUGUACAGUUUGUUUGUUCUGUUUGUCCUUUGCUUUUUCACUAGUUUCAGAUUCCUGUUUUAAAAGAAAUCACAGUUUUAACUCUUGGGAAGUUUGUCGUCUGUUUAGGCCCUCAGAUAUCAGACGCAGGAAUGAAGACAGAUGAAGAUGUUGGAGGAGAAAAAUCGCAUUCAGGUUGAUUAUUGAUGCAGGGAAAAGCAAAGACAAAAGAUGUGUUUGUCUGCAGAGAUGACAGGAGAGGAGAGGAGGGGGAGGGUCUGAGGUUAAAGUGGGAAUUACAGCUUCCAUAGAAACAGCACAGAGGACUGUCAGGUGGAGUGUAGGUUGAAUUCUUGCUGAAUCUGACCUCAUAGUACACCUAUUUUUACCUCCUUCUACCUUUAUGAAACACACUUCCUCUGUGGGAAGGGAAUUUGUUGCACUUUCUCUAUUAAGAGUUUAUUUCUUUUAAAAAACCGUGAAAACCCUGACUCUUAAAAGGCGAAAAUUUAAUAUGUUUUAAGCCGAUACGUGUGACUGUGAAGACUCAGAGUUGUCUUUGCAGAGUCAAUUCUUAUAAACCCGCCUUUUAUUGGACGUGUCAGUCUUUCUUUAUGAGCGAGAAUCAAUUUCAGCGAGUGUCUUUCAAAGGGCACAGCUGAACACAAGACAGGUGGCGGUGCAGGGCUGUUAAACACACAUUCACACACAUACACGGAGAGAAAUACACACACACACAACACCACCAAUUUGCUACACCUGGCUGAGAGAUGAGGGGGCUUUUCUCUAACCUGUCGAUGCAAUAAAGACCGUUUCCAUGGUGAUGGCAGGGGGUUGGCAUGGUGAUGGUGUCAUUGACCUGGAGAUUAAGCAUGUCAAUGAGCCAUGUCUGUUUGUUUUUUUUUUUUCACCUUCUCCGCAUCCUUCGCUCUCCAACAGUCUCAAAUUUCCCGCCUGGAAGAUUUUUAAGAGAACUUGACAAACGCCUCAAGGAUGAAAAAAAAAAAAAAAAAGCUGCUCAUCCGGUUUUCUGUUUCUUUUUUUCUUUUUUUUUUCUACUUUCUUAACUAUGCAGUCGGUUCACUUCAUGUAAGAGGAUAUUUUGGGCUCGUCUUCUCUUUCAGUGUCUCAUCCAUUCAGUUAAAAUGAUGUAACUGCUAACAUGAUCGCUUGAACCGACUGGUUUAAGACGCCUGUAAAUGAUAUAGUUCGUCAAAUCUGAAAGAGCUGAAAUAUGACAGCUAUGUUUUUUUAUUAUUAUUUUUUUAAUGGGACCCCAAUUCCAAAAAAGUUUGACCAUAUCUGAUGCUGAAAUUGGAAAAACUGUGCAAAAAAUUGCCUGAGUAUAAAGAUAGAUGACACACCUCGGCAGAUCAAUUUGCAAAUCAAUGGAAAGAGACACCUAUAAAAAUAGCAUAAACAAAGAAAACAAAACAAGUCUUAAAGGAUAUUCCGGUGUAAAUUUAAGUUAUGGUCAAACAGAUCAAAACACAGAGUUAGACACCCCCUCGAAAGAUGAAUGUCGCUGACCGCUUGCUUCUCUAGUUAAACCGACUUUAAUAACAACCGCACGAUAGCAAUACACAGCUGUCUACAUCUCUAUAGCCACAAAUAAUGCUCAGAACAGCACCUAACUUCAUCCACAGUACAUAUAGGGUCCCAGCCACAGCACUAGCCACCAAACAUCUUUUUAGCAUCGCCUGAUUUCUUUAGCAAAGAGACUAAACACAACUCACCUACUCUCCUCCAGCAGCCGCUUGUUUGUUGGGAGAGCCCUGACGAGUCGAUCACAGAGUGCAGCGGAGUUUCGCAGCUCAAGGAAAAACAUCAUUACUUCAUGGAAAUGGAAUCAGACCGAGACGCUAAGGCAGAAGAACUACUGCGUCUGCAUGAAAAUGAUAAUUAUUACUUCAAGUUUAAAAGUACAAAUGAGAAAUUUGAAGCAUUCUAGGUAAAUAUAUAUAUAUAUAUAAAGUGCAUAUUUGUGUGUAUAUACCUAUAGGUAUGGAUGUAUAUAUGUAUAUAUAAGAUCUUUGCUUCAGUAUUAAUGAUGAGUUACAUAUUCAUGUUAGAUUUGGAGCUUUGGUAACUUUUUUGCGACAUUAGAAUUUCUAGAUUUUAAAGACAUGUAAAGGGUAAAUAAAUAGGAGGGUAGGUACAUAAAAUCUAAAAAUUAUACUGUAUGUAUAUUUGAUCGAAUAAACAAUCUAUGUUCAUGUUCAAGGAAAUGAUACGCUGCACUCGGUGAUCAACUCGUCAAGGCUCCCCUCAAAAUCAAGGAAUAUCCCUUUAAGAUGGAACCUUGAGGGACCCCAUAGGUCGUGGGGCUGCUGCAGAAUAAGGAUGGAGACAGUCAUCCCUGACUAACAACACUAACCACUUAGGACAGUCCCUUUACACCUACACACAACUCAAUCUGGUCACAGACUCAGCAGUCAAGCCUAGUCGCACCAGCACAGUCGUCACAGUUGUCGUUUUACAUCAGCCGUGUGUUUUAUAAGGUCGCCUGAAAGCCCUAAACUUGUGCUUUUGACCUUUUCGUCUGCGGCUCUGUUUUCACAACAGCAGACGAGCUGCAGUCGGAGAAGUCUGAGUAAAACAGCGAAUCUACAUGUUACCAAAGAGAAAUAUUAGUUUCUCCUCAUUUGUCAUUUCCCUCUCUGCAGUGCCGAAGCUUAUGCAGCAAAUAUCUGCACACUUGCUGCUGUGUUUCAUUGAUUGAUCGGCCGUGUGAGUGAUUGAUUUGUUGAUUCGUACUGUAGCUGCACACAAUAUCUUGGUCGCCUUUUUCCCAACCGGCUCAUCAGAUAAAGUGCACUUAGCUAGGAUGAAAAACAGAGAGGAGGGAGGAAGGAAGGAAAGGGGAGUGCAGCUAAAACUGGGGGGGUUCAUUCUGUCUUACCCCUAUGCUAAUGCUAAAGGAUAUCACACAGGAGAGGAGAGGUGUGACUGUGUGGGAAUCUGAACACCUGAUUUUGUCAUUUUGAUGGAGAACUCCAGUUGGUUUUACUCUAAUCUCCUUCCACACACACACACACACACACACUCGGUCGCUCACACUCUUGGUUCAUCCUGUGUUAUCACCGCGAGGCGAGCUGACAGAGACUUUGUCAGCAACUUGGAGAGAGACUCUCUCACUCUCUCACUCACAGUAUACAGCGCGUCCCUCUCUCAGCACUACUUUGGUUCAGCCCAACCCACAGACACCUCUCUGCAGUGCAAUGACUCACAGGGUGGAUGAGGUGACCUGCAGGGCGGCCCGGGGCACCGAAUCAGUCCUGUUAGAGGUCUUGGAAAGAUCUAAGAAUUAGAGUCUGAGGCUUAAAUCGGUUUGGAUCACAGUUUGUUUGUAAGGCAAAUUGCAAACAGCCUUUUUAGUCAUCUGUUUAGAGUAGAGUGAGAGACUUUUGAUAGAUUUAAGGUAUUUAGGAUUGUUAGCUCAAAAGGGGAAGGAUUAGACAUUUGGACAAAAAGAGUUGGACCUCAUUUUCCCUAAAAGAUCUUUCUCCUCCAAGAAAAUAACCGUGUUUUCAAGUUACCCUGAACCAAAACCAGCCCCUCUUCUCUCAGACUGAAGGCUUCAACACAGCUCGUGACCUUCCCCAUCAAUAACGACUGAAAAUAGAGAGUUUUGUUAUCUCUUAAACUCUCAUUUUGGCAGUAACAGAGCAGAGAGGAAUUAAUUUCCUUUCCUACUUUGUUUUUUUCUCUCUGUUUUGUAUUCUCCUUCUCAUGGCCACGCUCGUAUUUAGUACCUGAGCUCUUUUCUGGCUUUAUGAAUGGGCUUCCAAAUUGAGGUCGCGAGUGGGUUUAGUGUUUAUUACUUAUAGCAGCAACACUUUCUAUUCAUUCUCUCUCGUUUUAUUGCACAGAUUUUCCUAUUUGCAUGAUUUUUGAAUAUUCUCUCUCGUGUUUAUAGUGUUUUCCCCCAGGGUGUGGUACAUAUACAUUUAUUAUACAGUCCUGAUUCAAACGUUAGUCAGCCAAGUGCUUAAACAAAGCAUGUGAUCCAACACCGACCAGGAAAAAUAGCACCUCCUCCUCCAAAACAACUGGUUAUGCACAUAGAGAUAGUACAAAGAAGCUGUAAAGUGACCUUUUGUACCAAAGCUGUGGGAAUGUAAAUUAGUCUACCAGAGGCAUUAGUGGGUUUUGAGAGUAGGCCGUUCCUACAGCCCGUGCCACAUGCCAUCAUCUGAUUCUGCUUGUUCUCUGCAUCUGUUCCCACUGCGAAUGCCAAGGCGAGCGAGGAGUCCAACAUGGAGCGGCUUUGAAGCGUCAUUGCCGCGAGCGAGAAAACCGACGUCGUUUUUCCUGCUCAUCGAAGCUCACAGUCCCUCGCUUGCUUCUGCGUCUUCGCCCCCGAGGCUUCAGCUGCAUGAGAAUAACGACAACGCGGAGUAAAGAUCAGCUGGUCAUGAAGUGGAGGAUUUCCUGUGUUUUUUUUCUUUUUUUUACCCUUCCCCUUUUUUGUCUUCAUUUUCGCUCCCAUUGUUAAAAACGGAGGGGGAAAAAUGGCCCUGAUCGUUUCCGACUGCCACUCAAAAAGACGUGUGCCAAGAAGCCAAGAGGAAGAGUGAGGGGCUCAUUGGAGCUUACAGUAGAUCCGCCAUGUGGAGUGGGAGAUAACAGUGGGAUGAAAAGGCCACAAUUUGAUUUGAUGAUGCCUAAUUAUGCGGCUUCUACGUCGAGUGCUUCCUAGAUAAAAAGGUUGUUGGGCGCACAUGUAGGUAUUGACUGAUAAGCCUGAUGAUGACGAAGAUGAAGAAGAUGGCAUAUUUAAAUUGAAUUCCAGGUCUUAGAUUGUAUCUGCGAAUCUACAUACCCCUCCUUUCAUUAACUCAUUAAUUCCCUUUGAGUCAAAACGGUCCCAUCUGUUCUACAUAUAAAGCAAAUCUGCUCAUUUUGUUAAUUCCACUGAUUACGGAGCAUUAACACAUUUGGCUGAGGCUGAAUGUUUUAUUUAACAGUGUGACAUUCAGAGCAGCAGCAGAGCGAAUCAGCUUUCUUACUGAAAACAAUAAAUUAUGUCGAAGAAAGAGAAGGACCAGCUGUAGGAAACGGUCUCAGGGUACUUCAGUUUUUGCGCCAUUGUAAUGUCACCCACAAAGGACGGAAAACACACACAGUCACAAACAAUGUCCGCCAAGAAGAGUUUGAGGAGAUGUUGUAGAACGAGAAGGGCCGAUGAAGUGUCUUUUUUUCUGGAGUGAGCUUGGAAAGACGCUGAAAAAGAAACAUUCAGGUAGUUGGUUAGUUUCCACUGCAAAAACUCUCCUCAGGUACUGAGUGCUUGAGGAGGUACUUUGCUGUGUUUCCACUGCAGGACCCAUGGUCAGACUGAUGUGAAUUUUCAAUAGAAGGUCUCUUCGACAAGUGUUGUGUUUUCUGAAAGUACAGGGACUAAAGGUGGAACUCUUAAAGUGAGAUGCCACUGCAGGAACUUUUUUUUAUACUUUUUUAAGAAACUCAGUAAGUAUUUGUCCCAGGAACUUCUCCUGGGACAAGGGACUUGAAAGAGGUUCUUAGUGUGUUUUUAUUGCAGGAACUUUCUCAAUUUGGACUAUAUAUCACUAUGUUAGAACCAGGUUCCAGCUUAAUCAAACUGACCUAUGCUAUCCCCUUGUAAGAGCUUUGUCAGGGGAGGUUAAAAUUUUCUGAAAUUAUUUGGACUUGAGGAGGUACUUAGUGGGAUUCCAUUGCAGGAACUUCCUCUGGUGACUGAGAAAAUUGGAGGUACCUUAUGUGCUCCCCUCAUAGGAACUUUACUCGAGGACCGGGAUUCUACGAAGGUCCUAACUUUUGUUUCUAUACAAGGAACUUCACCGAUGAACUUCGGACUCAUUGUUGCAUAUGCUCAUUGUUUCCACUGUGGGAACCAAGUUCCAAAUAAAGUCCAAGUAACUUUAUUCAUCCCCCGAAAGGUCCCUGCAAGUGUUACUUUCUUUAAGUUCAGUGCUUUUGACGAGAGGAACUUUUUUUCCUGGUGCUUAAAGUGGUUCUUUGUGCCGAAACAAUUACCACCAUCAUAUGUGGUACUUUCAGAAACUUCAGAGACUUCGGAGGGUGACUUGGAAUUUGUAAAGUACUAUCAGUACUCAGAUGACCCUCUCAAGGAUCAGAAAAAUUGGUGAAACCCUGAUAGGAAUAUGGUUGAGGAACCUUUUGUUCCCACUGGACUUGAAGUCUUCAGUGAUUUUAGUGGAAAGGUGGCUUUAGUGGUGCAAUUAUUGUCGUUUGGAUUCCUGUACUGACUGGUUCAGACACCUGAACAGGGUUUUUAUCAUCACAUUAUCCCAGUUUUUUCUCUUUGGGUAGUACUAGAUCAGAUCCAGAUAUGUAAACAAAGUACUUAAACGCACAAACACAGACUCCUGGAGUGUUUUGGUGAUUGUGGACGACCAGUUACGGCGAGUAGAUGGCAUUUUCUCGCUUGAAGACAAUGCUGUUUUCAAAACUUACAGCAAAUUUAGUUGUUUCCUGUAGGGAAUAGAGGAGCAAUAUUUUCUUUUAGAACCUAAAUUCCAUUGCACUAAAGUACUUCCUGUAUGUCCAAACCAGCUAAUGGAUGUCUUAACUACAUCACAUUCAAACACAAGUGUCUACUUUUCACCCUGAUCUCAAAGAAAGCGCCCAAAAACAGCUUCAAUUAUCAUGUUGAUUUGUAUUUCCGCUCUCUCUCUUUCUCUCUUCCUUUAUUUUCCUCGUUCAUCAUCUCUCUUUCAGGGUCUGGUGGGAGAAAAGUACGGCAGCAUCCGCGUGCCAGGGGAGGUGGAGUCGGCAGAGUUUGAGAUGAUCUUGGAUGCAGCUGUGGAGGCGGGGCUGGACACACACAUCUUGGAGGAGUGGUACUGCAGGGAUGAAAACUCUGUGCCACCCGCAUACUACCUCAAACCCAAAGCCCAGAUGCUCAAGAACUACCAGAACUCUGUAAGUCCAGUAAAGAGACACUUUGAUGGUCUUGAAACUUGACUUUUAGAGCCUUUAUAGCCCAAAACAUCCAGAUUUGAAUGAUUUAUACUUAGAAAUCUUUGAAGGAAGGAAAGUCAUUCAAGGCUCGAUCACUUUAGCGGGAGAUUUAAUCCACUCAGCCGACAUUAAAUUAAUGUUUCCGGAUCAAACACGGACGCUAAUUCCCUUUGUAAUGGUAAACAUGAAUAACCAGCCUCCCCGGUCUCACACUGAUAGUCCUCCGUUUGAACUGUAAACUCAGACUGUCCUCUCGCUGCCCUCUCGCCCCGCUCAGAUGGAGUCGAGCAGCGCAGCCAAGUCGAAGAACGACAAGGCCUGGAGGAACGUGUCGGAGGAGAUCAAGAGGAUCUUCAGGACGGCCGUGCUGCAGCUUCAGGAGAAAGGGACCAUGAAGAGCGCUCAGGCCAAGAAAUUCCUCUGCUCUGGUUAGUUUCUGCACAACUUUCUUUUUAAUCCUUUCAUGUCACAUCGUUUGAAGACUUCUUUUCAUUUCAGACUGUCUGAUCAGUCGCUCACUGCAUGUAUUACUUCUUUCCUUGUUAGUAUUUGACUUGUACUUCAUGUAGUCUACCAAGUUUUCACAAUAAAGAUCACUUUAAGUCGCUGCGUUUCUCAGUAAGUACGAUUAUCAUUAACCUCCAUAAGGGAAACAAUCUCAUGGCAGCGCCGCUCAGAGCACCAUCGUGUCACUAAAUUGAUCCCAGAGGAGGAGAAGCAAUCAGGAUCUGUCAGAUGCCGCUCAGCAGAUGACAGUGAUUGAUCGAUCACGUUGUUGUGCUGCACAUGAUCCCUCGAGCAACUUUUUUACACGACUUUUUUCUCAUUAAACAUCUCUUUUAUUGUUUUUAUCAAAGGCUUAACAGAUUAUUAACUCUGCUGUCGUGCUGCUGUUGCUCAAGCUGACCUCCUCUUCUAUUAUUAAAUAUCAAAAGUACAAAAAUAAAACUGGUCAUUUUGAGUUUUUAUGCCUCUGCUGGUGCAAAAAAAAAAAAAAAAAAAAAAACGAGAAGAGAAGGAAAAAGUUCAUCUCUGACAUUUGAACAUUUCCACCUGCUGUUGAUUUUUCAUAGAGCGUCAGAUCAGAACUUUCUCCAAUUGGGGAAUCUCUGAGUUAUUACUGAAUUGUUUUGACAGCACUAAACCAAGACAGCUUUUCAUUUUCUCAGGCUGUCAGUGAAGGAGAGGAGCAAAGAAGUACGAUAACAGGUCUUCUCUAACAGCCCGAAUCCUGUUCCUGCAGACCGGGCAACUAUGGAGACAGAUGAGUGCUGUUAAGAACAAGAAACAGUGAGAGAAUAGAUAAAUAUACGAAAGGAAAGCCACCGAGUGUAGAGAAAGAAGGUAUUUUUAUCAAGAGUAGGAAUCACUAGUGGCCUCACGAUAUGAUAUUAUCACAAUACUUGGGCCACAAUACGAUAUUAUCACGAUACGACAUUAUCACGAUAAUUGGACCACGAUACGAUAUUAUCAUGAUACUUUGGCCACAAUACGACAUUAUCACGAUACUUGGGCCACGAUACUACAUUAUCACAAUAACUGGACCACGAUACACUAUUGUCACGAUACGUGGGCCACGAUAUGAUACUAUCACGAUACUUUGGCCAUGUUACAAUAUUACAUUACCAAGGCCUCAAUACGAUAUUAUUGCGAUUUUUAACAUUUUGCAAAACAGUGAGGAUUGCGAUACAGUAUAUCGCAAUUUAUAAAAAUUUUUCCACUGUUUAGCUAAUUUAGCAUUUGUCUUUCCUUUAUGUUUGUCCUGUUUACACAGUAUUAUAUUUUCAUGUCGCACAUCUUGCAAACCUUUGAUAUAUUUGUUGCACUAACGUCUCCUGCUCUAUAAUAUCACCUUUGCAAACCUCACUGGACAAUUAGUUGAUUUUAUUUUUCUAUUAUCAUAGAUUUUACUUCAUAUUAGCAAUUAAUUUUUAAAAACGACAGUUGGUAAACGAGAUUAUACAAUAUAUGACCAGACAAAAUAUUACAAGUGUGCUGUAUUGAUUUUUUCUCCCACCCUCUAAUUUUUAUCUUGUGCAAACAAGAAAAAUAAAUUUUAAUGUAUUUGUUUAUUCAUUUUAUCCUGUUAAAAUAAAAAUGUUUUGCAUGUUUGAGAGUAAGAUCUACUCUAUUCUGUGCAUUGGGAUCGUUAAUCAUGGGUAUCAAUUAACUUUUUUGUACAUUUUCACAGUUCAAUCUUGACUGGUGUUAAUUAGAUUAGAUACGACUGUACAUAUUAAAAAAGAAUAAUUUAUUAAUACCAUGCCUACAGAUUGGCAAAAAAGAAAUGCAUUUAAAAGAUGGUUAGAAUAAAUUGAUUUUAUUUUACAUUAAAAAUAAUUUCAGAAAUCUAAAUAUUGUCAAUUUUCUAUCAUAAGAAUUUAAUACUCUGUCAUCUAAAAAGUUAGUUUUUAUUUAACGUUUCAGACUUUUUCUGGCGUCUCUAGGACUCGCAGCAUGCAGCCUGUUCACACAGUAAAACUCAGAGCUUAUUAAGAUAUUGGAGCUAAAUUCUUGUAACCUCAUGCAAAAGGUUACACCUGUUUGUGUCAAAAGGCUGCCGAUUUUUAUGCUCUCUAAUUGAGCUCACUGGGCUCUCAGCAGCGCUUGAUUUCGCUACGAGGAGGAAGUUGUGCCGUCUCCUGGAUCUUUCCUUUCACACUUUUCUCUCUCUCCCACCUAAUUAGCCGCUACCAUGUGAGCAAAACUACACAGGAGACGCUGGCUGAGUUCCAGUCAGCCGCUGAUACAGUUCAGCAAUGCUGGCUUAUGUGAUUUUUAUCAACUUUGUUUCUACUUAAGUAAGGCUCAGGAGAAAUCUGUGUAAUCGAAGGCUAAAGGCUCCUAAAAUCUGUCCAGCCAAAUCCAAAUCCUACAUCUGAUAGACGUUUAUCUCUGCAAGUCGUACAAUAUAAUCCAGCCGAGAUACUUAUCAGCUUUAAUUCAAACCAUUACUUUGGUUUUUGAAGUUGUUACACAUAGAAAAGUCGAGGAAUCUGCGUCUAAACUGACAUUGCAUUUGUCCUUUUCCCCUUUUUUUCAGCCUUGGAAGAUGAACUCGAUUUUGCCCUUGGGAAACAAACGCCUGCCUUUCUCAGGAAAUGUGUCUGCUACAUUCGCAAGAUCUCCAACUUCGACCGCUUCGCCAAGCUCCCCGAGAUGACCCGGUACAUGGACAUCGUGGUGAGCGGCGACCGGAUCAUGCGCAACCAGGAAGCCUACGAACGCCUUCUCAAGGUCCGGGAUGAGUUCAUCCCCACCAUCGUUGCUGCCUCCAACCUCCGUGUCUACUCCUCUGUCACGCACUGCGACAUGAAGCUCGGCUACUCCCAAGAAGUGGAAAGUCAUUAUGUGGAGGGUCUGUGUAAACAGUUCUACGAGGAUAUGGUGGAUAUCAUCCAGGCCACGGUGCAACAGAACUUUGACACAGAGACUGACCCACUAUAUGAUGAGAUCCUGCAGCACCUGUCGCUGUGUAAGAGCUACGCGGCGCUUCAUCAGUUCAAGACUGAGUCGUUGGAUUACAUUCAAGAGUAUCUCAUGCCAUCAAAGGGGAGCAGGAUGAGCCCAAUGGUGGUGUAUGGGGGGCCUUGCACGGGGAAGACAUUGCUGCUUGCAGAGGUGGCAAAACAGGUGAGACAUUAUAAUGAUAUUUUCCCCUGAAUGACAGCUGUAUGCUACCAGCACUGUAUGGAUGAGAUCAGGUUUCUAUGUUUCCAUGUGUCAAAAGAGAACUUCCUGCACCGAGCGACAACAGGUGGUGACCUUUUUGACCAGAGGAAUGCAGAUUUGUUUAGGUAAACUGCUUAGGUUGGUGUAACUUUUGGUGUAAUUUUGAACAGCAAAUAUUUGCAGUAACUCGGCUCGCAGCCCCUAAGACUUUCUUUGCAAAUCCAAAAGUCAGAGUAAUGCAGAUUUUCAAAAUGAAACUGAUUAAGUAAUUGUAACCUCAAAUCUAUGUGUCUUGAAACUUGCCAAGAUAAUGUUGGUCAGCAGCUCAGCUUGCAGCCCCAUGGACCUUCUAUGAAUAUCCAACCACUAGAGAGAUGCAGACUGACAAAUUUAGUGUUACCUUGAAACAAGAAGAGUGCCUUAAAACAAGCCAAGCUUAUUUUAAUGGGCAGCUCAGCUAGAAGCCCCUGAGACUUUCUUUGAAAUCCAGUAGUGAGAGAGAUGCAGAUUUUCGAAAUAAAACUGCUCAAUCAAGUUUAACCUAAAAUCUAAGUAUCUUUAAACUUGCCAAGACAAGUUUGAUCAGCAGCUCAGCUUGCAGCCCCUGAGACCAUCUAUGCAUAUCCAACCAUUUGAAAAUGUAACCUGAAAUCAAGUAGAAUGUCUUCAAACUCGCCAAGAUCAUUUUAAUCAGCAGCUCAGCUUGCAGCCUGCUGGAACAGCAGCAACUCAGCUUGCACCCCCUGAGACCAUCUAUGCAAAUCCAAUCGUCAGAAAAAGAUGCAGAUAUUCCAAUCAAACCGACAAAUUUAAUGUCACCUAAAAUCUAAGUGUCUUCAAACUUGCCAAGAUAAUUUUAGUCAGGCCCCUGAGACUUUCUUUGUAAAUCCAGUAGUGAGAGAGAUGCAGAUUUUCAAAAUAAAACUGCUUAAUCAGGUUUACUGAUUGGUUAGGUUACUGACUGACAAAUUUAGUGUUCCCUUGAAACAAGAAGAGCGCCUCAAAACAAGCCAAGCUUAUUUUAAUGGGCAGCUCAGCUUGCAGCCCUUGAGACUCUCUUUGUGAAUCCAAUAGUCAGAGAGAUGCAGAUUUUCAAAAUAAAACUGCGUAAUCAAGUGUAACCUAAAAGUGUCUUAAAACUUGCCAAGACAAGUUUAAUCAGCAGCUCAGCUUGCAGCCCCUGAGACCAUCUAUGCAUAUCCAACCAUUUGAGAGAUGCAGAUUUUCCAAUCAAAGUGACAAAUUUAGUGUAAUAUCAAAACAGGAACAGUGCUUUCCAACAGACCAAGCUUAUUCUAAAGGGCAGCUCAGCUGGGAGCUCCUGGGACCUUCUUUGUAAGUCCAGUAGUCAGAGAGUCGCAGAUUUUCAAAAUGACAUUGCCUAAUCAAGUGUAACCUGAAAUCUGCAAGAAUGUCUUAAAACUUGCCAAGAUAAUUUUGAUCUGCAGCUCAGCUUGCAGCCCCUGAGACCAUCUAUGCAUAUCCAACCAUGAGAGAGAUGCAGAUUUUCCAAUCAAACUGACAAAUUUAAUGUUACCUUGAAACAAGAAGAGCGCCUUCAAACAGGCCAAGCUUAUUUAAAUGGGCAGCUCAGCUUGCAGACCCAUUUGCUCAAGCAUCAUACUGUCAAACUGCUUAAUUUAGUGUAUUUUUAGCUAAUGUGACAUUACAGUAAUUAAGGCAAUUGAACCUUCCAGUUAAAGCUGUUUUGAGCCUUUUUUAAGCAAACAGAAGCUGACCCAGUGAUGAAAAUAUCUGAACUUACAGCACUGAUAUCAGUAUCAAUACCAGCUUUAUUCUGGGCAUGCAGUUGUUCUGAUAUCGGCAUCUUUAAAUCCAUCGUUUUGUCUUUUUCCUUUGAUCCCCUGCCGUUCUUCUCUCUCUUUUGCUGCCCCUCAUCAUCACACUCGCUCUCAUCUGUCCGCCUGAUCUGAGCGAAUGUCCAUCUUUGUACAACAGAGUAUGAGGGGGCGUGCAACUGCUCAGUGCUCCUUAUCAAACGCUCGCUUGACCAUCUGCGUGCCUGCCAAACAACCACGGCCGCGCACAUCUUUCACUUCCUGUGGGGCCACGUGUUCAUUUGCAUCUGCAUGUGCAUUCAUAGGUGUGCAUUAGUUCGCUUUUAUGUAUUAACAUCUGUUGAAAAUUCCCUCUACAUGUGUUUCCUAAUGUGAAUUUGAGUGUGGCUCUGGGUUUAAGCACAUGCACCCUCCUCUGCUGCUGUUGUGUGUGCCAUCUGGCUGCCCAAAAACAUUAGGAUCACACCAGCGCACGCCCACAGAUCUGGCCUUCCUGUCCAACCUUUGCAAUAACUGUCACAAUGAUGCACUUAUUUAUUGUCGGGGCUGGUGAUAUCAUCCAGGGUCAGAGCAUGAUUGCAUGGAGUGCUACAAAAAGAUUAAAUUACGCCAACAAAACAGCCACAAAGCAGUGAUAAAAGUCCAAACUGACACUAUAUCUACACAUCUAUGGAGGAGGCAAGUGAGGGGAAAAGAGGUGGAGAGGAAAAACAAAAUAAUGACAGGCUUUUAAGGAUCUUUUUCUUAAUAUUAUUUCAGCUACAGUCAGACCACAGAAGUCUACCUGCUUCCUCCAAACUUGGCCUAAUUUUGGUGCCAUAAAAUUUUCAAACGCCUUUCAUGUUUUUGCAACACCUGGUGGACAUUUCAAAGCUCCCGUCUAACACGCUGAUACUGUUUCCUCAAGUGGAAACAAACAUGUGGAGGUGAAAAAGGAAAACCUACUGAACUCUCUUCUGUCGAGAGAGUCGUAGAGUUUGCUCUCUGAACAAAGGGACUUGCAUGUUUAAGCUGAAUAAAUGAGAUGAGUCAUUUCAAAGAUUGUAUCGAUUGUAUUGAUUGUAUGACUUCUCUAAUACUGCCCACACAGAUAAGCCCUCUGAUUUAUCAUGUAACCUCACUGCAGUGAUACUCUUGUGUGCAUUAGUGUGUGAGUGGGCUGACAAAUGUACACUUUAUUAGGAAUAAAUCACAAGAUAGUAACUUCCAGAGCCAGGUGGAUAAAGUUUUACUCCAUUAUUAGCAAUUUAAGAGUGCCAAUCUUAAUUCUUGGCUAAUUUUCUUUCUAGUAUUUUCUAGAAAAGACAAGUAAAAAACAAAAAAAUCCCUGAAAUCCAAUCCUUAAACACGCAAGAAGAGCUGUAGGAUAAAGGUAGACGCUCUCUGAAGCUACCACUUUGUGUUCAAGUCUGCAGGGUGUAAUUCACACCUCACUGGCUUGGUUUGAUUCAUCUGACCCCCCCAGCUUUUAAGACUGUGCUUAUGAGCUGAAACCGCAGGAGAUGUUUAAGAAAAAACAAGUGCUGUGCUGCUUUGGGUUUGCCUGAGCUGUUGUUUAUUGUGGUAUAAUACAACAGAGAGAAACGUCAGCUUAUGUGGGAACAAAAAAAGGAGGAAAAUAAUCGUCUCUAUUUUGCUGUUGAUCAUAGGAUACUUAUGAAAAAAGUCUGUUUAAAAACAUGUAAGUGUUCGCAUUUGUGCGCCAUCAUAAAAUCAGAGUCAACCUCGGUAUCUUACAAACUGAUACUAGAGAUAAACACAAAGAAGCAACUUCAAUGUGCUUAGAGAAAAGUAGAUAAGAGUGAAUGCAUGUUUGAAAACUCAACGCUGAAUUUAUACGUUGCACUUGUUGCAUAAUUAAAGCCAGAACACUGAUACAAGAGGAAUCCAGGUCAAAGAGUCUCACAUUUGUGGGACUCAGGGCAUAGCUUUGUGUUACAGAGAUCCGUCUGUCGGUAUUGUUUGCACACUUUCCCGGUACACACACACUCUCUAAUAAGCAAGCUGAAAAUGAAGUAGUUAGAGGAAGUUAAUAUCAAAUGAGAUGAUGGAAACUUGUUCGGAGCAUUUAUUUUCACUUUGCAGAGUUCAACACCGGAGAUAUGAAAAUAGAAAUGUCAGAUGAUGAGUUACUCUGGUUGUUAAAUAGACUAUCAAAGCAUAGCAACUGCAAUCUGUAAUUGGUUCCCAGCAGUGCAGUGGCUUCUGGGCACAGUUAGAGAAUAUUGCUAAAUACAAGAACGAGUCUUUAGAGACUCUGCUGGAAUGUAAGCUUUUGUCAUAAUGGCUGGUAUUUACUGUAAGAAGGAAUACGCUUAAUUAAAGCUUUGUAGACUUGCACAUUAUUGUGAAAACAGAUUCCCCGAAUAUAAUGUGCUGUUUUUGAAAAACGACAAAGAUAAUUAAAGAUAAGGCAGUGUACAUGUGCAAAAAUAAAGUAACUGGGGGUCACUGCUAAAACAGGCCCAGUCACUUGGUUUUAAACCUGGUUUUAGAAAUGACUGCUGGGGCAUACCGGUACGUUAAAACUGUAAACACUCUACUGGCAAAAUCUCUCUCUUCCUCUUCUUUUCACUCGAGCAUAAACAGCUAAAUGUGAAGUAGGCGUCAUCACUGUUGCCCCAAAACUGUCAUAUAAGUCUCCCAGAAGCUCAUCUUAGUUUAUGAAUUCAUGAAUGAAAUUAUUUUAACAACAGAGCCUCAAAGUGGGGCUGGUACUCAUUCAUUAAACUAUUCAAAUCUUGGUUUUACUGACUGAAAUAAAUAAAAAAGUUAACAUACCUGAUUUUAUACAUUUUUCCAGUAUUACAGGAUAGUAUAUGUGGCAUCAGCAAGGUAAAAAUGUAUAACAUCGUCCCCCCUUGUUGUGCUAAUGAGCUUGGCUUUAUACUUCUUGAAUGACAAUUAAUUAGAUGCCUUUGCCGUCACUCUCAAGCUUUGGUUUCCUGGUUGUUAUUCCAGCCAGACUGCGCAGAGCAGAUAGUUAUUUUACUGACAGUCAGUGGAAACAAAUGUUCUCUGUUAUUUUGUGUGACUGAUUUGUUUUUGUUUGCAGUUUAAAGCCUUAACUUAUCCUGAUAUGUACCAUUAACUCCUCUAAAAGAUAUACUCUCAAUGCUGUGUUUUUCAGGCCUACACAUGGCUGCAGACAGAGAUGGGCCCUGAAACAGACCCAGUGGUCAUUGUCCGUUUCAUCGGCUCCAGCCAGCUCUCCACAGACCUACGUACCCUUCUCCAGAGCAUUUGUGAACAGAUUGCACUAAACUACCGCUGCCUGAUUCACUUUUUGCCUAACAAGAUCCAGGAGAUGAAGGAGCUGCUGAUAAACCUUCUGGGAGAAUCAUCUUUCCACAGACCUUUAGUAAUAGUUCUUGACGCCCUUGAGCAGCUCUCAGACUCGGAUGAUGUUCGUAAGCUUUGGUGGCUCCCAAUCCACCUUCCUCGGACGGUCCGCAUUGUAGUCUCAACCUUGCCAAACAAACAUGGCAUCCUGCAGAAGCUUCGCCACCUCAUCCAUGAUGAGGGGUACUAUGUGGAACUAAUACAGAGGGACCGCAAGGUCUGCAGCCAGACAUUGAAGCAGCAAUUACUUGAGGUGAAGAGAAAGGUCACCUCAGGCCAACAAAUCUAUGUCAAUGAAGCACUUGCCAAGUGUACAUUGCCAAUGUUUGUCAACCUCAUUUACAGAGAAGUAGUUCAUUGGCGUUCUCACAAAGAUGUGGACGAUAGGUCCCUGUGCUCCACAGUCCAUGAAAGCAUAGAACAGCUCUUCUACUCAGUGGAGAACAAGUUGGGCCAACGAUUUGUCUUCAGAGCUUUAGGGUACAUCACCAUGGCAAAGGCUGGGCUAACAGAAGUUGAACUAGAAGAUAUUCUAUCCCUUGAUAACAUAGUUCUUGGUGAUGUCAUCGUGGCGUCUUACCUCAAAAAUCCUUUGAGAAUCUCCUAUGAUUUAGUUGCAAGGCUCAGAGAGGAGCUAGAUGGUUAUCUGGUGGAGCGUCAGGUACGCAAUGUCACCUUGAUGGUUUGGGCCAACAGGCAUCUGCAUCUCAUCGCACAGAAGCUGUACCUUAGCAAUGAGGAAGACGUCCAUCAAAUGCACAGCCUCCUAGCUGAGUACUUUCUCGGGGCAUGGUCAGGAGGUAGAAAAAAGAUCUUCACAUAUGAUAACAACCAUUUCACCUCCUUGAAUAUAUCUCAUCAUAAAAACCCCCACAAUCAGCAGGCUCAUGAAAAAGCAUCCUCGGACAAAUACUCAUAUGACAGGCAAACUCCUGAGCAGCCGUGGGUGUUCCAGUGCAACCUUCUGGAGCCUGACAUUUUCUUUGUCAACCACAGGAAGAUGACAGAGCUUGUAUACCACUUAACCAGGAGUGGGCGCACUGAUGACCUCAUGUUCGGUGUCAUCAUGAACUUCAGCUGGCUGUACACGAUGAUAAAGAUUGGCCAGUUUGAAAAGGCUUUAACAGACAUUGACACAGCUUACAGCUACACCCAAGAAAAAGAACUGAAGUUCUUGGCCACAACUCUUCGCAGCAUCAAGGUAAAAGUGCUGAAAAACCCUGCAUCAUUGUCUGCAGAACUCCAGCAGAGGCUUCUGCCAGUUGUCACUUCCCUCCCCAAGCUUAGACACCUCCUCUUGGAGUGUGACAAAGAUGGCCCAAAAUACUGCUCCAUUGUGCCUCUCCACUCCUCGAUGGAUGUCACCUACAGUCCAGAGAGGCUUCCUCUGUGCUCUAGCUACAUGCAGAUUGUGGAAAUCUUGCCCACUCUAGCCCCAAAUAUAGUUCUUGUAGCACUGGAAGAUGGGUCUGUUAGCACUUGGGAUGUAGAGAGCAGACAGCUUCUAAGACAGAUCGACACAGCUAGAUCGGUUGUGCUGGGAAUCAGGCUAACCUCUGAUGAAAAGUACCUGGUCGUGGCCACAACCAAAAACACAUUACUUAUUUAUGAUAAUCACAAGUCUUGCCUUUUAUCUGAGGUUGAAAUCAAGGGGUCCAAGCAUGGUGGAGUUGCUGGUGGAGUGGCCUUCAUCAAUGGGUUUACCUUGUCCACCCAUCAUGCCUUGGCUUGGCUUGAGGCAAGCAAAGACGUCAAUGUUAUUGACCUUCUCUACGGUUGGCCCCUCUACCAGUUCCAUUGCUGGUACGAGGUGACUUGUGUCCAGUGCUCUCCAGAUGGAAUGUAUGCCUUCUGUGGCCAGUAUCUCAACACUGCAUCCAUCUUUCAUCUGGGAAAUGGGGACAAGUUGUCCACUGUAACCUCAGAGUUUUCUGGGGGAUUUGUAAAGUCCAUUCUUGUUCUGGACACCCUUCACCAAAUGGUGAUGAUUGACAAUGAAGGAAGCUUGUCAGUGUGGAACACCAAAGAGAUCACCAACCCCCGGCUAAUGGAGGACUACGAUUGUAGAGGGGAUGAUAGUGAAGUGGUGGGCAUUGAGCUAUCUGAAGACCAGCGCUCCAUCCUCAUCUGCAAGGCCAGAAGUAUUGAGGUUCUGGACACCAAAGUGUGGAAAAUGGUGGAGAAGUUUAAGGCUAAACGUACUGAACGCUUUGUUGCUGCUGUUCUGUCCAAGAAUGGACAAAGCAUUGUGGCCUCCAUGGAGAACACCUCCUCCAUCUUUGUCUGGAGGAGGGACAGUGGGCAGUGCAUGGCAAGCCUGAUUGAGAUCUCAGGGGCGAUUGUCAAACUUAUCAAAUCAGUCCACCACAACCUUCUCCUCUCUGUUGCCAGCAGUGGAGUCCUGUCUGUUUGGGAUAUUGAUAUCAUCACCGCCAUGUCAAAUAUUGACAAAACAGGCAAGAAGAUCCAGACCUUGCAGCUGUCUGGCAGAGAGGAUUAUGUGUUUACCAUGGAUGGUUCAGAAGCUGUCCACAAGUGGAACUUCGGCACUGGCUUUAUUGAGACUGUCUUUAAGCAUGAAGGCAUAGUGGAGAACUGUGUCCUUACCUCCUCAGGGGAUCUUAUGGUGACAUCAGAUGACAAGUCCAGUCAGUACAUUUGGCAAACGGCCACUGGGGAAAACAUCUUCCGAAUCAAUGGACAAAGAAUAUCACAGCUGCUGAUCACCCACAAUGACCAGUUUGUGGUGUCCCUCUGCGAGCAAAAUGCUUCAAGAGUCUGGAGGCUUGCAACUGGGCACAAAGUCUGCAACAUUUUAGUCACCCUCCAGAAUGCACUGAUCACCACAGCCAACACUUUCCUUGUGGGGACCUCCAAAAACAAACUCCUUGCUGUCAGCCUGUGGUCGGGCAGUGUAUCCAAGAAAUUUGUCUGUGAUGAUGGUAUCAGCAUCGUCAACUUCAAGCUCAUUCCUGACUGCCCAGACUGCGUCGUGUUCAUCACGUCCACAGAAACUGUUAUCCUCUGGAGUGUGGCAGAUGAGUCCGUUUGUAGGCGAGUCCAGCUGCCAACCAACUUCCUCAAAAAUCUAGAGGACUUCCAGAUCUCACCCAAUGGCAAACUAGGAAUUGUCUCUAAAGGGGAUGAGAAUAUUAAUGUCCUGGAUCUUCACAGCGGGAAACUGAGGCUUGUCCAUGCUGCUGGUAUAAUCUGGCGUCAAAAAUUAUCGAGAGAUGGAAGAUAUCUGGUGUAUGUCUGUUUUCGGAAUUGUGAUGAAGACGAUGAUGCUGGUGUUGUUUCUAAUCUGAUCGUGAUGCGCCUCGCUGACGGUAAAAGCAUCGGCACAUGUUCCCUGUACAAGACACCAACUUUCCUGUCUCUUUCCCAACGAGCACUGAACAUCAUCAUUGGUUUCGAGGACGGCAGCAUCGGCACAUACACAGUAGUGGACCGUGUGGAUGCGGCCCUGAAGAUCAAGAUAGCAACCUCCAACAGCCGACAGAUUGUCAACAAUGCCUCGCAAAAGGUGCGGCCUAAAUGUGGCAACCAUUCUUUUAAGUCGGUAGCCGACUGUAUUUGGAGGGAAUCAACCGAAGUCUUCUCCAGGGACAGCCCGAUCAAUGUGUCCGACUCUGGUGAAGGUGAGUCGACCACGCCUACAAAAAAGGUUGAACUGCUGCAGUGAUUAGGGGAUCAUAGGUGGAGGUUAGUUAGUGAGUACAGGUGGGUAGCAUUGGUGACAAAGUUUAGAAUCUCUGGGGUUGCAGUUGAUUCUUGUUUACAGCCACGUGAUUCAGCUGCAGAUGUCAGCCCUCUGGGUAGUUAAUGGGCCGACCGUUUUAAACGCUGCACUCAAAUUAUGUAUUCCUUACGUCCGAGUUAUUAUACAGUUUCUCUUUGUUUUACACAUGAAGACUGUUACAAAGAUUAUGUUUUUAAAAAGAAGAAAAUGUACAUUCUGUGAGGUAUUAGUUUGCCAUUAUGUGUCCUUUUGCAUUUGAAGAACAAAGUUAUUAUUCAAAUGUCUUUGUCGAACGUUUUCAAAGCCAUUCCAGUGAUCUUAGCCACUUUCAUUGUACACACUCUUUUUAUUUUCAUCGUGCACAUUAAGCCAUAAUGUUGUCUUUAAAAUACAGAGUGUAUUUACGUUUGUACCAACAUCAGUCAGUACUGUACAAAAAAGAAGAACUAUGAACAUAUGUACAUAUCCCUUUUGGCUGCUGCAAUUUGUGCAACUCCUUAAAAAUGUUAUGUUGUGCUUAAUGCAAUCAAAGUGAGUGCCUGGAAUUUAAAAUGUUCUUUAUGUGCAGAUUACAAGAUUUAUGAAAAUGCAGGGAAUUUGUAAACACAGUAUACACACAGUUACAUAAUACUUGCAUUGACGUUAAAUCUAAACGAUCAGUGUUCUGAAAUCAAGUCAACAACAUGAGAGAUUGAUGGCAUUGCUCUUCGUAAUGAUAGCUGUAGAAAAUAUCUUGGGACAGUUUACGUAAAUUUGAUGUGAAUUUACUCGCAGUUCCAUCAGUUUGUGUGCUGUUAGUGUUAAGGGAAACACCACUAAUGAGCAUACAGUGUAGCAUAGCACCAUACACAUUCACGCCUUAAACAGUGUACUUGCUUUAGGUUAUGUGGAGUUUGUUCAAAUGUUACAGUAGAAAAAGACAGAGUGAUUAGCCCAAUGUUUCACAGAAACAGUGUGGUGAAUAUAUUUAGAGGGUUAAACUGUAGAAAGAAGCACUUUAUGGGUGGUUUUGUGAGAAAUAGUUAGAUUUAUUUAAAUGAAACACUGUAAAAUGAAAAUAAAAAAAAUAAAAAAAAAGGUUUAAAGUGAUUUAGAGUUGUCUUGAAAUAGGUUUCAGAUUUGCCUAUAAAAAAUAUACAAGGCCAACCAGGUACUUGCAGGCUACAGCUUAUUCACAUAAAUGCUACGUAUGGCUAAAUAAAUGCUCUGCAGCCGGAGCUUAUCUAAAAAGUGACAGUGAAGGAAAUUUACAGUAUCAAAUAAGGGUCAAUUUGAUUUGAGUUUAAAGCAGAUGUUUUUUACAUUAAAUCAUCUGUGAGGAGAUUUUAGCUGGAAGUGAAGCAGGUUGAUAUUACCUACAAAAACUGUAUUACGCUGGACUGAUUGUGUCUAUAAAAAGGGAAGAAACGUACCAUUUUUGUCCACAAGGGGGCACCAAAAUUGAAACAAACUGAAAGUUUCUUAUUGGAGCUUUAAAGAGGAAUCUACAUCUCAGCGAUAAUUAUGAACAAAUUUUAAAUCAAAUUGACUUCUUGGUCCGUUUUAUUAAAGUCUGUUUCAAGAUCCUGUUAUCGAUAAUUUCUCAUUACAAAAGAAAAGCAAAAGCAUCAGCCACCAGACUGAAGAAUUUCCUAAUUUCAUUUUAAUGCCUGAAACAGAUUCAAAGGGAUACGCAUCCGGUAAAAAAAACAGUCGUGUUUUCACAAAUCCAACACUUAAUAUUCACAAUAAAUUAUACAGUCAACCGUCAAGUCAGUAGGAUGGGGAUUUUUGAUAAACGUCACCAUUUAAGCAUUUAGGAGACAAGAUAGGCCAGCCUGCUUCAUCCACAGGGGGCGCCAAAUUAAAAAAAGAAAAAAAAGUUCCUCACAGGAAAUUUUAAAACUUUGCGUCACAGAUUUACAAAAGCGCUAUUUGCCCGAAUCGUUUCGCGGUCACUAAAUCUCUUUGACCCCUUAGAGACAUCCGACACUGGUACCAUCAUGAUAGACUGGACUAAAAACUGUUAAGAUCUCGACAAUCUAAAAAGAUGGUGCAUUAAAAACUGAGGUUGUGCCUUGCAGGUACCUUGAUUGCUUCUUUUAAGCAUGUCUGUAAUAUCCCAAAAUGCAAUUCUCCGAUGAGACCAAUCAUCACUCUGGCAUGAUUGAAAACCAUACACUUACACUUUGACGUAUACUUUUAAGGGCUAUUCCAUCUUAUUGUAUGUUUACUGGUUUUGAACAGUGGAGAUAAAUGGCCCUUGGAUAAUCUCACACCAGGUAGCAGCAUCGAGCUUUAAAACACUUUAAACCCCCGUUAAGACAAGAGUUUCUAAAUUAAGAGAAGACACGAUAUCAGAUAAUUGCCAAAGUCCCAGUUAGAGUUUGUGUUUGAUUAUGUUGAUUGUUACAUUUGUUUUCUGAGGCUUGUACUGUAAUGAUAUUGUUACCAAAUUGUUUCAGUGUUGGACUGUGAUUCUGUUAAUUGAUAGAGAAAAUGUGCUAUCUUUGCUAAAAAGUUUAAAAAGAGUCCUCUUAUGAAAUAUAUUGGAAUGCCAGUUUAAGAGUAUAUUUGAAUGUGUCCAUAUGGAAGCCAGUAAAUGGUAUUAUUGUAUGUUCAGUAACUUGAAUGACUUUUAAUAACGUACAUGUUUGCAACUCAUAGUUGACAUACUGGUAUAAUGAAUGUUUCUAUGGUAUUCUUUGUAUUGUCAGGACUGACUUACCUGUUUAGAGAUUUAUAUUUUCAUAAAUGUUGUACUUACAUUUUGUUACAGAGUUGUUUAACUGGAAUUCAAACAGAAAAAGGAACUUAUGUCUGAAGCAAUAUGAAACUAGUGUGUAUGCAUUGUUUGUAUGAAACAUUUUAAUGUAAUAAAAGGUUCACUUUUUGCCUCCAGCGCACCGCCUCGGGACUUUUCCUGUAAUUAAAGGUUGCUGCAAGACAC